Podarcis lilfordi (Lilford's wall lizard) is the source of this 46781-nucleotide messenger RNA. The record is from the annotation of a GenBank genome assembly. NCBI's taxonomy places the organism in Eukaryota, Metazoa, Chordata, Lepidosauria, Squamata, Lacertidae.
AUGAUUGAGUACAAAGUGAGUGAUGCAUCUCAAUAGACUGCAAGUUAAAAUUGUGAGGCAGUGUAAAGUGGUAGCACAAGUAUUUGGGAACAUUAUCCUACUGCUUUUUGCUACCCUUCAGAGUUUUCCCUGGAGUCAUCCAGGCCCACUUUUCCUAGCCUAAACUGGAACUAAUACAUUAUCUCUCUCCUCUCCUUGUAAAUGCUAGACUCCUUGGGCCUGUCAUUUCUUGAAGGGUUACAGAAACACCAUGCUCAAAAGAAACAACAAAACCUGAGGCAGUUGAAGCAGAAAUAAUUCUGGAGUACAGACGGGCAGGCAUUCAAGACUCAGGAUAAAAACAGGCAAGAAAGAGUCUCAAGAAAUACAAUAGCAAGGAAAGAAUAACCAGGCCGGUAAAGCCAGCAGACCACCACCAAAUGCAAGCUUGAAUAUGAAUGUCAGCUGACUUGGGGGGGAAAUGAUAUAUCUGUAUUAUUUUUUGCUUUUGUCCAGUUGCUAGAAACAGAACAAUACUGCUUACCCCCUCCCUCCCCAUUUUGUUUUUAUUUUGAAACAAGACACCUUAGUUGAUAAACCUUUGUGCUUGAUUCUCCAGCUCUAGACACACCCCAAACUGCUGCGAUCUAGACUGAAUCUACCCCUGCACUGAAAAGGACACCAACCCAAGGCCCAGGCCUCAGACAGGUACCAGUUUCCUAUAUAAACAAAAAACAAGGAGCUGACAGUGCUGCUUCUAACUACUAAAAGCAUCCUAGAUUUCCCAGGAUGUUGAAAACAACCCUGUCUCACAUACAUAGUUUUAAUCAUAUAUUCCAGGGACCAGGGCAGUCCUACCGAACAUACUACACUGGAAUAAGAGAUUUUAAAAUUGCAGUCUGCUUAGACGCAUUCAGUAAGACUGUUUGUUCAAAGGAAACAUUUUAAUAGGGCAUGGCCUAGUGAUACUGAAACACAAACAAGAGAUAAUAGGGUCAACACUAAAUAUAGUAACUGCUAUAGAAACCUAUUGCAUGUAAUAAACACAUUUUUAAAAAAGAAUAUUCCUAAUACCUGACUCAAACUGAUGAAUUUUAAGUCUAAACUGGAAAUAAAGGGGGAAAGCCAAACGUGGAAUUGGAUUUACUGUCAUGAUGCAUUAAGUUAAAUAAAGAGCAGAAGGAGCAGUAUCUUAAGUAUGUGAGUCUUACCCAUUUAAUCCCCCAUCAUUGGAUUAGAACACUCUACAAAUAAUAAUCCGAUAAAAAUAUGUCUUUAUAUGAGGGUUUUUAUGAUACCAAAGUAUUAAUAUUUUCAAAGAAGAUGAGGAGGGGGAAAGGCUAAUUGGUUUUCGCCUUUCGUGAUGUUAACCAUCUACAUCAGACUGACUUUCUUUGGCCCAAGGACCACAUUUACCCUUGGCCAACUCUCCAAUGACCACAUGGCAGUAGUCAGUGUGUCCAAAAGUGGGUAUGGACACCAUUUCUCCAUAAGCUCUUCACUGUCAAAUAUGACUUGUUGCAUGUUACCUGUCAAAUGCUCAAUACCAUUGUGUACUCUUAUUAUAUAUUAUUAUUUAUGGUGUUCAUAUCCUGCUCUUCUUCUGUAGGAGCCCAUUGUCAUAUACUGCAAAAUAUCAAAUCUUUUUCCAGGUAUAAAAUAUUGAAAACAAAUAUGAUUGAGUGUAUAACAGAGAUAUAAAAUACACUCCAUGAAAGUUUGGUUAAUAUUUAACUACACAAAGGAUAAUUUUGAGAAGAAUGUCAAGGAGCAAAUAUAUUUCAGUUCUAGUCUAUUGGAUCAAUAGAAAAGUGAAAGUGAUUCUGGGAUAUGCUAUAAAUGUUAUUUUUUAAAAAGCAGCUGAUGAAUAAGUAGAUAUGUUUUAACAGCUAUUAUAAUAUUACAUCACCAAAAGUCUUGGAUAAAUUAAAUGUUCCUCCCCAAAGAACUCCCCAGGGUGAUUUAUAUACUGUACAAGAAAUACAGUAGCCAUAUUUCACAAUGUGCUUGAUACAGGGCCAUGCAUCUGUUAAAUGAUCAUUGCUCCUUUUUAAAAGAUUAUUAGCGUGUUCUGUUCAUAUUCAAUUUAGAUUGAAUACUAUCUCAAUACUAUGUUCAAAAACAAAAUGAAAUUACAAUUUAUAAAGCCAUUCUGAUUGUCAUUAUUUUGACAGAUGCCUCUUGAAAAUUAAACUUCAUAUGUACAAGGAGUUGCUGUUCUUCAGCUUUCAGCCACGUUCCCACCAGGCAUCUAAAAACUGGACUAUGGUGACUGCAGCUCGACUAGAACACGCAUAUGUAACUACAUGUACAUCACCAUAGUUCACAGUCAUUUAAUGAUUAGGUAUAAUAACAGUGCUGGUAAACUACAUUUUUUCUAGUUAUCUUUCACCAAAAUAACACAAUCAUUACUGUUUAAUUAAAUUAAGCCAUUAAACUACAAUUCUUACGUUACACCACCUAAAUGAAAAUUAUUACAUUGCAUUCCUCAUUGAACAUAAUCCAAUUUAAAACAAAAAACUUUCCCACUGCAGUUCCCCCUGAGCAGGGCACUGCCUGCUGGAGCAGAGGUGCUACAGCAGCUGACAGAACCAGCCAGUGUAGCGACUAAAAACCCACCCUGUCAGUUUCCCCAGUGCUCCUGAUUAUGUUCAGCAGCAGAUGUCCCCACUCGGAUUCAGGUUUCAAAUCCCUAUGGAAAAGUCCAAAUUAGGGGUAAGAGGAUCAGAGACUGGGCAAUUCAUUAUUUUACACCCGGGUGGCAUUAAAAUGUGUGGGUGUAGUAUUGUUAGCAGAAGCGUUUGACAGGUGUGAGAAUUUGAUAGCUUAGCUACUGAAAACAGCACCCGAUUGCAUCUCCCAGUACGUUGCCGAGCACAAUUCAAAGUGUUGGUGCUGACCUUUAAAGCCCUAAACGGCCUUGGCCCAGUAUACCUGAAGGAGCGUCUCCACUCCCAUCAUUCAGCCCAGACACUGAGGUCCAGCUCUGAGGGCCUUCUGCCAGUAACCUCGCUGCGAGAAGUGAAGCUACAGGGAAUUAGGCAGAUCCUUCUCAGUAGUGGCACCUGCUCUGUGGAAUGCCCUCCCAUCAGAUGUCAAGGAAAUAAACAACUAUCUGACUUUUAGAAGACAUCUGAAGGCAGCCCUGUUUAGAGAAGUUUUUAAUGUUUGAUGUUUUAUCACAUUAUUAUUAUUAUUAUUAUUAUUAUUAUUAAUCUGUUGGGAACCGCCCAGAGUGGUUGGGGAAACCCAGCCAGAUGGGUGGGGUAUGAAUUAUUAUUAUUAUUAUUAUUAUUAUUAUUAUUAUUAUUAUUAUCUGGACACCCACCUGUGUCUUGAGCCAAGAGAUCUGAUGGACUUGAUUUUAAAAUGAUGAUUUAUUUUUUUAAAAGUUACCAUAAUAUUUGAAAUAGCAUGGUCAUCAGAAAAACCUAUAGGAAGGAAAAUCUGAUAAGGUAAGUUUUUAUGUGGGCUUCAUGGAGCCAGGAACCCCGAUCCAACUGACAGAAUCCAUUGUGUGUGACCUGCAGGGUCAGUAAUGGGGGUGAAACUGGAUCCACAUGCACUUCCAAGUGUGGUUGCAGUCUAUACCUCACCAUAUUGUUCCACCAUCAUUCCAGAGUGGCAUCUCCUCCCCUGCAAAAAGAAGAAAAAAAUGAUCAGAGGGUUUUGUUUAUUUAAAUUAAAAACAUAUAAACUGCACUUUCGUGGAAAAAUAAUAAGGUGGUGUACAGCAUGAGAAUAUAAUGCUACAAUUAAAAAAAUAGUACAAGCAUAGCAGAUCAGUAAAAUUAGUUGGUUAAGAAAAUGAACAUUUAUUGGAUUGAGAUGUACAGCACCCAUACUUCAAGGUGCAUUUCAAUUACACUCUUCAAAGAAGGAAUAAUACACAUGUAGAAGUCUGGUUUCUCUCACAGAUUUCCUUAGUUGAAUAACAAAAAGUUAGUUUAUGCCUCGCACUUCUCUCUGGGCAGCUCCUAGUCAGAGGGAUUUGUGGAUAGAUCCCAAAGGCAGCCCAAGAGAGUUCUAAAAGCCAGAAAGAGAGAGAGAGGAAGUAAGUAAUUAUUUUGGAGACAAGACCUAUGACAAGAGUAAUAGGAAGAAAGAGCCAAUAUCUUAAGAUCAGUGGUUGAUAAAUAAAACAUGUUGUUCUCCAACUGGAUCACUGUUGUCUCCUAUUCCAGACUGAGCUGCUGGAGUAGGCCACAAAGCUACAUAAUGCUUGUGUCUGGGAGUCUGAUCAAAACUUAGCAGGCGGUGGUUAAAAUGACUGACGAGAUCAACAACGGGUGUCUUGUAAGAAACUUCCUCACACCGAGUCAGAGCAGUGGCCCACCUAGCUCAGUAUUGACUGAACACUGUCAGCAGCUCUCCAGAGUUCCAGACAGGGAAGCUUUCCCAGCCCUAACUGCAGACACCAGGAAUUAAAACCGAGACUUUAGCUCUGCAAAGCACCAACGUUCAGUGUAAGGAAGUCGGGGAGGGAGGGGAAGAAGGAAAACAGAUUUCAUCUGCUCAUUUUUUCUCCCGCUCCAAGAUAUGUUUUCCUCCAGGAGUUUCCACAUAAGGGGGCAGAUCUACAAGUUAUAUCCAAUUCUGUGGUUAUUUAUUUAUUUAUGUGUUUAUAUUUUAAAAAACUUUUACAAAUUUUUGCAGCUGCCAGUGCUGCAAGCUGAAGGGGAAGAUUGGCAUGGGGAGGGAGGCUCCUCUUUAAAAUGGCAUAAGGGGAGAAGAUUAAGAAUUGUUUCUACUCUCCACAUCAGCCGUCUGCUUCAUACUGCAGCGUCAAAUUGAACAACACCCAUAUAUAAGUCACAGGAGUAUGAAGUUGCACUCUCAAUAUUUUAAAUCCAGAGGAACAUGUUCUAUUUAAUGCAUAAAAAAAAACCACCUUGCAAAUUAGGAGUAAAAUAUGCAAUUUUUCUUCGGCAGGACGCAAGUUCUGCAGUUACUUUUUCUAUUAAAAAUAGAGCCCAUUAGAUACAAGUCCCUGCAUUUUUAAGUAAAGCCCCUGUAUUUUAAGGAAAAUUCAGUAGCAUUUCAAACAUGUGACUAGCAGAGCAAGGGUACAGUUAGCCAAAGCAGUUGCAAUUUAAUCAGGUAUUCACGUUAUUUGCUGAAUUACUGACAAAGGCGUAGUUGACUGAACCAAGCUUAUGGCUUUGAAGAGUUCAUUCUCAUGGCACAGCCUUUGAAUUAAUUUUUUCGUCCAUGUGACCUUUUGCUUCAUCAAUAUUCAUGCAUUCACUUGUUAUCUUAGAGGAGAAAAUGUCAUUUUAGGAAAUAAAAUCCAAGAAGCACAGAGUACCAAUAGGUCAACAGCAUGCUUAUGCCCAAUGAACCGCACACAGUGCUGCAGAUGUAAAAAUUAAGAAUCUCUCACAAAUGGUUUCUAAGACAAGGUGCUGAAGCCUCAGCAGCAAUGCAAGGACUGUGUCCAGAGCCUCAGCUAUGAAUCUGGUUCAGAUCUGGACUGAGUAAGGUGGGGAUUUUUAUUUCCACCAUGGGAGCCUCCUUAACCCAAAGGCCCAUAAGCACAGCCACCUGCUACAAGGCAGGAUCCACUACCCAUUAUCCAGGAGAUCAAGCCUGACAAAGAAGAGAACAUGAGCUCUACAGAAAGGUACUGAUAGAACAAAUAGCCCCUGCUAAAUCAUCUACUUCUGCUUCAUUGACUAUGCAAAAGCCUUUGACUGUGUCGACCACAGCAAACUAUGGCAAGUUCUUAAAGAAAUGGGAGUGCCUGAUCACCUCAUCUGUCUCCUAAGAAAUCUCUAUGCUACAGUUAGAACUGGAUAUGGAACAACCGAUUGGUUCAAAAUUGGGAAAGGAGUACGGCAAGGCUGUAUAUUGUCUCCCUGCUUAUUUAACUUAUAUGCAGAAUUCAUCAUGCGAAAGGCUGGGCUGGAUGAAUCCCAAGCCGGAAUUAAGAUGGCCGGAAUAAAUAUCAACAACCUCAGAUAUGCAGAUGACACAACCUUGAUGGCAGAAAGUGAGGAGGAAUUAAAGAACCUUCUAAUGAGGGUGAAAGAGGAGAGCACAAAAUAUGGUCUGAAGCUCAACAUCAAAAAAACGAAGAUCAUGGCCACUGGGCCCAUCACCUCCUGGCAAAUAGAAGGGGAAGAAAUGGAGGCAGUGAGAGAUUUUACUUUCUUGGGCUCCAUGAUCACUGCAGAUGGUGACAGCAGUCACAAAAUUAAAAGACGCCUGCUCCUUGGGAGAAAGGCAAUGACAAACCUAGACAGCAUCCUAAAAAGCAGAGACAUCACCUUGCCAACAAAGAAUUGGAAGUGACCCUGAGGAUCAUCUAGUCCAGCAGUUCUCAACCUGUGGGCCCCCAGAUGUUGUUGAACUUCAACUCCCAUCAUCCCUGAGCUCUGGCCUUGCUAGCUAGGGGUGAUGGGAGUUGUAGUUCAACAACAUCUGGAGACCCACAGGUUGAGAAAGGCUGAUCUAGUCCAACCCCCUGCAGUGCAGGACUAUGCAGCCAUCCCAUACAAGGAUUGAACCUGCAGCUUUGGCAUUAUCAGUACCAUACUCUAACCAACUGAGCUAGACAUGGGUUAGUCCAAAGGUCCAUCCAGUAUCCUCUUCUUACAUUGGCCAACCAGCUGCAUGUGGGAAUCCAGCAAGCAUUUGUGAUUCCCAGAAACUGGUAUAUGAUUGUGAAGGUAGAACAAAACCAUUAUCGACCUCCCAUAGGCAUCGGGUUGGCCCCUGUGAAAACAGAAUGCCAGAUUAGAUGGACUUUUGGCCUGAUCCAUCAGGGUUCUUAUUAUGUGCUUAUUUUCUUAGAUAUAUGUGCCUGAAACGUGUUUGUAAAAUGUCAGUGGUUCAGAGGACAAAGUUAGUGCAUCCUGCAAUCUCUUGACUCAGUAUUAAAUAUUCCUCUAGGCAUUCAUUUUCUACUGCCCCUUCUUUAUCCAUAUAAUGUUCACAUUAAUAGACAGAUAUCAGGUAUAUGACAUACAUUUUAAGCUCGCCAGGAUUUUUUUGAAAGCCGGAGAACCCCUGAGGCUCUGAAGUCCCUUGGGAUCCAUAGUGGGAGGACGGAAGCACUCUCACUAAUUAAUUUCUUUGCCCAUUGUUACAAGCCAGAUGGAUACAGAGCCUAAUGUUUAUCUCAGAAAAUGCUGUUUGUGAGUCGCUUUGCGAUGAAAUAAGACACAUGGACACAAGUAUUUUAGGUUAAUGGGCUAAAAAAGGCCACAACUUUAUUGGUUACAGAAUGUGAGUGGUAUUGGCUUAGGCACUGGAUCCAAACAGACUGUACUUGAAUCCUGCCCACUCUGCAGGGCGUCACACAAGGGUUAACAACCUGUAGGGGAAGCUUGUUGAUGCAAAUCAACUGGAAGCUUUCCCCUAGAGUCACAGAGGGUAUCGUGCCAUGGCCCUAGCCACCACCUGGGCAGGCACCACGACCACCAGAUUCCUUUAACAGAAUACCCAUCAAGGGGAGGGGUAGGUGAUGGCCACAACCUCCCCUCCAACACGCAACACAUUUUCCAAUGCCUAACUGCCAAACCUUACAAAGUUGUGACGAUUUGCUACAAGGUAGGUGAAAAACCAACUGGCUGGUGCCAAUCUGCCAAGUGGAAAAAAUUCCUACCAGGCCCCUUGAAUAGGCAACCAACUGAGGUCCAUAGCAAGGUCAGGUACUGAAGCAAAACCUAGAGGGAGGGCAGGCGGGUGAUCCGAGGAAGCAGGAACAAAACAAGGAAAAGCUCAUGGGCCCGCGGCCGUUUAAAUGCAGCUAAACUAUGCCCCUCACCCAGCCGGAUUGGCUGGCUGGGGGACAUGACGUGGGCCCAGGACUUCAGUGACGCAGGGGGCCCGGCCACGCCGCCCCGCGAGCAUGGGAAGUGAUUCCUGCUCACAACCCCUCCCCUCGAGGAAGAGGAGAGGCUAUACUAUAAGGCUCAUAGUGGGAUCUAACUACUAUGAUUCAGUGGAUACCCCUUCCUCGCUGGUUUGUUUCCUGUUGCAUUGCAAGACCUCAUUCAACUGUGCGUCUAUCAUUUGUGAGACUGAAAGGUGGUGCUCUUGCUGAAUUCCUUAAUAUAGGAGGCCAUAGGAUGCAAUGCAUGCAUGGCAGGAGCAUGGCAUGAUAUAUAUGAGCUAGUGUGGCAUAGUGGUCAGAGUGUCGGACCAGGACCUGGGGGACCAGGGUUCAAAUCUCCACUCAACCAUGAAGCGCACUGGGGGACCUUAGACCAGUCACUGCCUCUCAGCCUAACCCACUUCACAGGGUUGUUGUGGGGAAUAAAUGAGGAGGGAGAGAACCAUGUAAGAUAUAUUGAGCUCCUUGGAGAAAAGGGGGGCUAUAAAUACAAUCCAUCAACUAACUAACUAACUAACUAAAUAUAGUGAACAGAACCAGAGGCUUUCAUUAAGAUCUGUCUCCCUAUACCCCAAUGGCUUCCUCUCCACACCGAAGUGAACCAGAAAUCUAGGAACCUCAGGGGUUUUUCUCAUAAGAAAGGCAUGCCUAGUCUAGCAUCUGGUUCUCACAGUGGCCAGCUAGAUCAUUCCUGUCUCCUGUACCAUGACAUCACUUCCCGUCUUGCCCAUUUUUUGUUAUUUUUCAAAGGAAGGAAGGAAAUUCCCCAUAGGAAUUAGUGGACUUUAUUAGCCAGGCAGGCGGUCCCUGGAGGAUAGGAGGAUGAGACAAUCCCUCCUUUACUGGAAGUAGUGAUUGGCAAUGAAAUAUUUCAUGGGGAAGAUGGAGCCUCUUGCUUCUCUGAGAGAUCAAUUAAGUACAUAUAAAUAAUGUCAUUGACUGUGUGCCCCAAUGGAGCAAUAGUUUCCUUCAAUCAGCUAGGGACCAUCCAUACAUUAUGUCAUGCAUCAAUGUUUGGAAAUGUAGGAUGCUGUCUUGCUCAGUCUGGACUAGUCUCACAACAGAAACUCUCUAGGGUUUCAAAGGAGGAGUUUUUCUGAGCCCUACCUGGCAGUGCCAGAGGCCUCUGCAUGCAAAACCUGUGUCCUCCCACUGAACUAUAGCCCCACCUGCAUUGCAAAGGCGGUAGUAAUGUUGCUGUGCCAAAAAACAAGGCUUGGAUAAUGGUUAAAACAGCAAGUCCCCACACCUACACCACGUUUGAUAUCCCCCAAAAGGAUUUCUCAAAAUGAGGAAAGGCCAACAAUGCAGUUCAACAGAAAAUAGGACAUUUUAGGACAAAACCUCUAACUUCAGAUCUACAGUACUGGAAUCUAAAUUGUCUAAGACUCUCCAGGAAAUUGAUGUUGGAAUUUAAGUGGAAAAUCAGAUGUAAACAUUGCACCAAAAGUAAAGGAAAUCCUUGUACCAUUAUACAGAUCUGUGCUUUGGUCACAUUUAUAAAGUUCUAGUUGUUGGAAAAGGUGCAGAAAAGGGCUGGUCAAGGGUAGCAGCUCUUUCCCAGUGAGGAAUAUCUAAAAUGUUUGCUAAGGGCAGAAAAAUGCAAAUAAAGGAGAGAUAUUAUAGAUAUUUAUAAAGUUAUAAAAAGUAUGGAGAGAGGGCAGCUGCGAAUACGCUCGUAUUGUUUAUUCCAUUUGUUGUACUCUGUUGCCAUCUGUUGUCAGACUCUUGAUAUAGUAUAUUUUCCUUCUGUGUGUAUAUUUCCCCCUUUACUUUUUUACCUCCACCCUGUUUCACUGGAGUGCUCGCUGCAGUUCAUAAAACUGCUUCAUCCCUGGAGAAGGGCACUAAAGUAAAUAAACUGGGCUGUUUUACUGUUCCACCAACCUCCAAGACACACUUUUAAAUAAAUGGUCCCCUCCUGCAAUAAAUUGCUAUAUAAAUGAGCACAGGAAGCUGUGUUAUACUGAGUCAGACCACUGGUCCAUCUUGUUCAAUAUUGUCUACUCCGACUGGCAGCAGAUCUCUAAGAUUUCAGGAAGGAGUGUCUCCAAACCCUGCAUGGAGAUGCCAAUGGGGAUUAAACCAGGGACUUUCUGCUUGCAAGACAGAUGAUCUACCACUGAGCUACGACCUUUCAGCUACUACCUGAAGGAGCGUCUCCACUCCCAUCGUUCAGCCCAGACACUGAGGUCCAGUACUGAGGGCCUUCUGGCAGUUCCCUCAUUGCGAGAAGUGAGGUUACAGGGAACCAGACAGAGGGCCUUCUCGGUAGUGGUGCCCGCCCUGUGGAACGUCCUCCCUUCAGAUGUGAAGGAAAUAAGCAGCUAUCUUCUUUUUAAAAGACAUCUGAAGGCAGCCCUAAUUAGGGAAGUUUUUAAUAUUUAAUGCUGUAUUGUUUUUAACACUUGAUUGGAAGCCGCCCAGAGUGGCUGGGGAAACUCAGCCAGAUGGCUGGGGUAUAAAUAAUAAAUUAUUAUUAUUAUUAUUAUUUCAGGUGAUUUUUAAAAAAACAAAAAUAACAUCUUCUGAUUCAGCACUCCCUCAUGGGACGUCUUCAAGCAAAAGUUGGAUAACCAUCAAUUAGAGAUGCUGUUUGUCUGAAUUCUUUGCACCAAACAUAGUUUGAACUAUAUGGCCUAUCCUGCAAUGCUCCCUCUUCCAUCUCAAUGAUUCUAUUAACUUUCUAUUAUUUUUAUCUAGCAUGUGCUGAAACCUUCCAAUAAUACCUUGUUAUUUUAUAAAAUACUGCUGCACAGCCCAAAGCUUCUCCUAUGACUCAUUUUUGACUGGACAUGUUAUCUAAAAUUUUAAUGGCAGUCUAAAAGAUCAAAAGCGGAAAACUUUUUAAAAUAAACUUGCAAGUUCAACUCGAAGAUCAGUGUUACAGUGUGUGUGAAUGCUAGUAUCUUGGGAAAAGCUUCAUUAGUUCUCUGCUACAUCAUAGGGGAAUACUUUGCCAGUGUCUUGAUACCGUUAUGGAAAAUGAUAAUGUUUCACUUAAGACAUCCCACAUCUCUUCAGCCCUCUCAGGGAGGGAGCAGUUCAGAGGUUAGAGGAAGCUUCAAAUCUAGUACAUUGUACAGUACUAGCAAACGUAGUACAAUUAAUCUGGCUUGCUUGCUAUGGCUACUUCCAUCUUACUGCUUGAACUACAUUUGGAAAGCCAAAAAACCUCCACAAAUUCAGUCAUAUUGCUAUUUAUGUACACUUCAUGUUAACAAAAUGGUGAAGAAAGGCAUCUGUCUAUAUCAGGAAUGGGAAAUCUGUAGUUCUCUAGAUGUUGUUGAACUCUUUAUCAUCCCCAGCCAAAAGUCAGGGACGAUGGAAGUUAUAGCCCAACAACAUCUGCAGGACCACAAGUCCCUCAACCCUUCCUUAAGUCAUCCUUUGCCUUACUAUAUUUUGUUUCAUCAUUCUGCUUCUUUAAAAUAAAUUGGUACUUUUAUUUAAUACAUCCACAUUUUAUGCCAGGCAUUGCAUCCAUUGUUAAAUGCUCUCUUGAUAUAGGCUCUCUAUUGAGGGUUGUCUAAUUCCCUGAUAUAAUUAAGUAUAACUUGAUGGCAGCAAUUAAGACAUGUUCCUUCUUAUCAAGUUAAGACAAUGUAAAGGAUACCGGUGCAAAUUCAACAGGGGGAAAGUGUGAAGCUGGUAAAGAAGAGAGUUUAAAAGACCCAUUAUAUUUGCACUUUUAUCUCAGUUUCCUUUGUGACAGAGGGAAUCUGUGUAUCCUGGACUCCUGGAUAAUGUUAGGGAUCCCAAAGAAUCAAACCAUGCCCCAAACCCAAUCUGAGAAUGAGAAAUUCUGCAGGUUACCAAGAAGAAAAAGUAAUCAACACUUGACUGUACUGUUUUCUGCCCCAAAAGACAAGUGCACUUUCUUGUAAGUAAAGAAGUGAUUAUUUAUUAUCACAGACUCAGCAUUGUGGGAAGAGAAGCAUAUAGUCCAGAUGUUUUUACAAGGACAGGGGAAGUCAUAAAAAGACCAAUUCAGAAUCAAGGUCAAGUUUCAGAUGCCCAAGUUCAGUAAACAGGUUUCAAGACUACAUGUGAGCUGUGAAGUUGCUCAAAGUUCCUCCCUGCUAAGCUUUGAAGCAGAAGUGGAGAAUGCCCAGCUACUCCUCACUGCAGGAAUUCGUGGCCUGAGGGCAGGCACUCUGCCCAGGGAGAGCCUGCCUCUCCCUGGGAGACAUUGCCAGAUCCACCUUCUCAUUCUCAUUCUCUGGCAGGGAUACAACCACCAAAUUCUCAAAUGGCCCCCUCUCAUCUGUGGGUGUUUUGUUGUUGUUGUUGUUGUUGUUGUUUCUGUCUUAUAUAACGCACUAAUGGAACCUCUGUAAUACCUGCUUAUUUAGAGACAUUGAAAGUUAUUGGGAGUCAUUCGUACACCUCUAUUUAUUUCAACUACUACAAAUCAAUGGGAUGCAGUGGUUGGUCUGGGAGCACAAAUCCUGUAAGAGUUAUGAGGUUUCUGAUGUGUGGAUGUGAUCAGUACCUGGAUGGGAAGCUGCUAGGAGCCCACAUAAACCAUUCUGGGCUUCCUAAAGGAUACACGUAAAUCAGGGAAGAGCAACUUGUCACCCUCCGGAUGUUAGACUCCAAGUCCCAUCAGCCCCACCUAGCAUAGCAACAUCUGGAGGGCCACAGGUUCCUAACCCUUGAUAUACAUCACCACCACCAUCCAUAGUACACUGACUCGUCUCCCAAGUACAACAGCUGAAGAACCAACUUUCUAUUUUGUAAAUAAUGUUAUUGAAUGAUGUGAUAGGUUGUAGCCACUAGGUAGCAGUAGAACAUCAGUGUUGAAUAUAAUGUAACUUUAAUUUACUCUGAAAUCUGGGGGAAAGUGAUGGAAAAGGGGGAAUGGGAAAUGUAUUGGAUGCAAGAAUCAAUAGAAUUAUUCAUUUCUAGAUGCCUACUCCAUGGUUACCACAGGCAUCUUUGAUCUUGUUUGGGUGUCAUUGUACUGGGCAUAUUUCUAGGUGUGGAACAAGGUAUUUUAAAAUUGAAGUUUCAUAUUCAAGGCCAGGUUGGCAAUCUAGACUUGGCAGUGAUGUGGCGAAGCCAAUAUCAGUUGUCAUAUUUUGUGCACACUCUGCCAUGGUUUCCUAUGCUUGUGCCAGGAUGUGGAAGGCUGUGGUCUUGACAAAUAGUGAAGUAUUGACAAGUUUGGCCACCAUGUCAAUCAAUCAAUCAAUCAAUCAAUCAAUAAUGGCUUAAUCAUGGACCACACCAACAUUGAAGGUAAAAGUUUAUUAUGACAUUAGUCAAGCUAUAUCUGCAGACAUCUAAUUCCCUCAGCAUUGUGGUCCUCUUUUGAAAUGAGUAUUCCCCUCCAAACAUCCCUUCUACUGAUGCUGCCAAAAUCAUUACAGUUGUGUAAUAUUUUUGUCAAAGUACAUUCUUGGUUCAACUGUGUUGCUAUUGAAUACUUCAAUCAUGCAUUGACUUAUUAACAUUUAAAAGGAAUUUGCUCGAGCCAAAUGAAACUCGCAAAUUAUGGGAAAUGAGCAUGAUUCUGUGUGCAUGCUGUAAAAAUAUCUUCGCCACAGAAAGAAUUUUUAUUCCUCUAAUAUGUGCAUAAUUACUGUCUACACUAGAUAGUAAGAAGUAAGGUUUCUGUGGUUUUCACAAGUUAUGUGUUUACCUUCUCUCAUCAUAUAUUGUACUGAUGGAUAUUUUUAUUAUUUCUAUCUAUAAUCAUGGUUUUCAGCCUUUUUGAGUCCACGGCUCUUUUGACCAAAUACAUUUUUAUGUGGCCACCCCUGUGGGGCUCAGGAGCCCAGUUAUGUCACCCCUUGCCUGUAGAGCCGGUAGCCUCUCACCCUUUUGUGAACAUGCUCCCUUGUGGAGUGUUCCCUCAGCCUCCUCUCCUCUUCUCUCUCCUUGGGAGUCAUCCAAGCAGCUGUUGCUGCCACCCGUGGUUUCUGAACUGCCCCGCCCCUGCCCCAAAGAGAGGUGCCUCCUCACACUGCCCCACAGGGACCUGGGCUGGUGGACUGGCUGGCUGGGCUCCUUCACCUGCUUGCUUGCUUACUCCAAGGCUGCCUCAGCUCCUGGCAACCAGCACCCCCUGGCCAGCCCCAGAGGCACCAUUUGCCUGGGGCGCUUGAAGCCAGGGCUCCUGCAACAAACAGCUGUGCAAGCCUUUGGAAGGCAGAGACACAAGAGGGCAUCAGAGGAGGAAGGGAAGGGAAGGGGGACAGAGGCCAGUGUUGCCCGCGGCACCCCUGACCAUCAUUCAAGGCACCCCAGGGUGCCACGGUACACUGGUUGAAAACCACUGCUGAAAACGUUGGCAGCAUUAAGGUAAAUUCAACAGUGUUUAUAAAUUUUGAUGGAUGUAAUAAUGGAAUACUGAAUGGUUUAGUUUAUGUAAAAUAUGCAGGAAUUUAUGUUAUGUAAUAUGAACCAUGGAAAGAGAAGAAGGGAAGUCAUCGAUAUUUUAAGGUUGUUUAAAUGAAUAUUCGAAAUUGUAAAACAGGGAAAAAUAUUCUCCCUCUCGGUACUAGUAGUAGGGGACAGCUAAUAAAGUGUUGGAAAUUUCAAGACAGACAAAAGAAAAUACUUCUUCACAUAGUGCAUAGUUUAAAUAUGGAAUUUGCUCCCACAAGAUGGAGUGAGGGUCACCAAUCUGGAUAGUUUUAAAAGAGGACAAGGCUAUCAAUAGCAACUAGCCACAAAGGCUAUGUUUUCCUUGCACUUUCAGAGUCCGAAUGCCAGCGGCUAGGAACUGCAGGUGGGCAGAACACGGUUCCACCCAGAUCCUGCUUGCAGGCUACCCAUGUGCAUCUGGUUGGUCACUGUGAGAACAGAAUGUUGGACUACAUGGACCUUUAGCCUGAUCCAGCAGGGCUCUUUUUAUGCUCUUACACUAUAAAAUGUUAAUAAUAAUAAUAAUAGUAAUAAUAAUAAUAAUAACAAUAAUAAUAAUAUGCAAUGAUAUUUCAUCAACUCGGGUAGGCAGAAGCAUACCCACGUAGGCCAAGGUGCUCACAACAGGUCUAUGGCAUCUGUCACACUCUAGAUGGUCAUUUAUUUGGGGUGGGGGCUGAUAUGCAGGGCUCUCAACUUUGACCCUGAAGUCCAGCCCUAGCUACACCACUGCUUCUGAAUUAAUUUCUUCUUGACUCUGUUAACCAGAAGAAAUUGGUUUUAGUAAUUACAGGUAUACCCCACUCCCUAUAGUGGCUAUGAGGUAAGGCAGUGGUGCUUACCUGACCUCUUGGCAGUGGGGUAACUGCUGUUUACUGGAUGGGAGAGUAGAAGGGCCAAAGAAAGGAAGGCUGGCACUGUGCAAAGUCUCAUCUGCUGCUGCUCAUACCUUUUUUUGCUUCAUAGAACUCCAGGUGUGCACAUAGAGUUUCCAGGUGAGUCUUCUAUCUGGGCAUUGAUCAGAUCCAAACCUUAUUAGCUGCAGCAAGGUUGCUGCCUCAUGUGCCUUCAGAUCAUGUCCUGAACAGAUUAAGUGUCUGGCUUUCAAUUGAUUUCAUCAAUUAAUUAAUCACUUACAGACACAGGUUUUUCCUCCCCCCCCCAAACCACAAUAAGAUAGUUGGAAGCAGGUUGCAAGCCACUUCUGUUAAUGAUUUUGUGACAUAGAAUGCUCUUGGCAUUAAAGUCCAGGUGGCACCUUCCAGAAGGCCACAAAUCCAAGUUUGUGGAAGAAGCUGAUUUCAAAGCAAACAAAUAAAAAUCACAUCUUGCUAUAUCUAGAAACUAAGUUGCUACCACAUACAUAUUUUGAAAAGUCAGGCUUCUGCAAUUGCUUUUCCCUGGAAACGUUAUUGAUUGUGGUCUGUAGGUGGCAGAAACUUUCUGCAAUAAAUGUGCUCCAAUUUCUUUGACAGAAAAGCACUGUUGGUUACCAUUUUGAUAACACUAGCUCUACAGAAAGGAACACUGACCCCAAGAUUUCCAUGGGAGCCAGCUGACACAAAUAUAUUCCGGGAAAUAGCAGGAGAGUACAUAACAGGAUUCUGCCUCCCCCUCCCUGACUGCCUGACAAUACAACUCCCAAAGCAUCAAGGAAUCAAAAGCGGCAAGAAAUCCAAGCCUCAGUCAGCUCAUGAUGAUUUUUGACAUCUUCACCAGAGGCUUCUUGGAGGCUAUGAAAACAAGCUGCUACUUCACCAGAUCUUAACCCUUUUGACCCUCACAUGUAAAAAUACAGAGGGUAGCAAGAAGCCAAACCCCAGGAGCUUUGCUAGUUUCUUAAAAGACAUGGUGCACAGACCUAUGGCAUAGAUUAACAUAAAAUUUGCAUGUGCUCAUUUAAAUGUAGGAAUUUAAUUUUAGGAGGCUUGUUAGGCUCCAGAUGUCCCCUACAAUAUGUAGAGAUGCAAAUUUAGAUGAAUCUCAUAGGGCAGAAAACCAAGACCGUCUGUCUGGCCUUAAUCUGAGCUAUGGGCCAUGUGCACUGCACGUGGUCUGGGCUCUCCAUUUCAUCUCACAAUCUUUUGGCAAGAACUUGUGAAUAUAUUGAAACUAAAACAAGUGCCUCUGGUCAAAUUAAGGUGGCAGCAUGUCUGCAGACUCUCACUGGCCCUGCAUUUUAUAGUGCACCUAGUCAAAGCAAAGAAUAAUUUGAAUAGUUUUAAUGAGCAAAGGAGCAGGAGAUCUUGGACUCAGCACAAGGGACCCAUGGUUUGGCAACAAACACCUUAGCCAACUUGAUAAUGGGUCCCAAGGUCCCAGUCAGGUCAUGCUGAUCCCUUGCAUCUUCAGGAAGGCCUACUGGGAGGGUAAGCAAUGGCAGACAAGUUGCUAUUUCAUCAGACCUCAGGCUUUUGAAAUAGAAUGUGUAGGUUUUAUGAGUGUGGUGUUUCAACUUCAGUUGGAUCAUUUAACCCUGAACUUGAACACCAAAAGUUUAUUCUGUUAUCUUGGUCCUCAAGAGGCAAAUGCUACACUGUGAUCCCUGUGUGCAGCAGUUAAACGGGUAAUCAAGCAUCCAGUGGAGAAUUCUGUCAUAAAUAUACAUAGCAAGCCUCACUGAGUUCUCAAAGGAAAUGUCCCUCUUUUCUUCCUGGGCUCAUAAAACAUUGGUGCAGGAGCUGGGGUUUGACCUUCAAAUGGAAAAUUUGUCAACUCAUGAGCUGGAAAUUGAAAGAGGAAGCAGCUGGACAUUUAAAAUCCAAGGCAAUGUUUUAAAAUAAAACAUAAUAACCACUCAGAAUGCCACGUGACACCCUAAAAAGCUGGCACACAGGCAGUGAAUUUGGAAGAGGUGGGGGAAGCUCACAAGAAGGCAUGAAGGGAAAGUGAAACAAAUAAGUAUUAGGGUUCAUCCACACUUUCACCUGCCCUGUAUUUUGAUCAUAUUGUGAACUGAUUAAAUCCUCCAAAUCCAAUAGCUUUUCCUUUCCAUGGCUAAGCCUUAUGAAAAUCUGACCUUUCCAACUGAAUUGAAGCUUGGUUAAGCAACAUCUGGCUUUGGAUUUUCCACACAUCUGGUAAGAUCUGAUUCAGCAGGUAAAAUGGGAUUUUUGCAAUGAGACCCUGGGGAAUUAAUCUUGGACCCAGGGGAAUUAAUUGGUACAUAUUACGGGUGGUGCUGUGGUCUAAACCACAGAGCCUAGGGCUUGCUGAUUGGAAGGUUGGCAGUUCGAAUCCCCGCGUUGGGGUGAGCGCCUGUUGUUUGGUCCCAGCUCCUGCCAACCUAGCAGUUUGAAAGCACGUCAAGUGCUUGGCAGGGGGUUGGACUCGAUGGCCCUUGUGGUCUCUUCCAACUCUAUGAUUCUAUGAUUCUAAGUAGAUAAAUAGGUACUGCUCCGGGGGGAAGGUAAAGGGUGUUUCCAUGCGCUGCUCUGGUUUGCCAGAGGCGGCUUAGUCAUGCUGGCCACAUGACCCGGAAGCUGUCUGCAGACAAACACCGGCUCCCUUGGGCUAUAGAGCGAGAUGAGCGCGCAACCCCAGAGUCAUCCAUGGCUGGACCUAACGGUCAGGGGUACCUUUACCUUUACAAUCAAAACAUGGGUCAAGUGAAAGUGUGGUUGAGUCCUGAGUAGCAAAGAGAAUGUGAUCAAGCUGAAAGACAAAGGACCCCUAGUUAGGGGGAAGUAACUAUUCUUUCACAGUCCUUUAUUCAAAGUGGCCAUACCCUUCCAACCAUGGAGCCUCUUUCCUUAAUGCUGGGACAGAACCUUAGUAGUAGUCAAAAUGCUCCUCUCUCUGGCUGGUGCCCGUUCCAGGGCUCUGUUUCUUUUUAACAAUCCAUGAUGUUCAAAUUGAACAGGUCUAGAAAAGGCAGCAGAUUUGGCUGGGGGAUAACACGGAAAGCAACGAGGUGGAGAGGUUGGGAUUGAAGAAAGCUCUUCUUGUAACAAAAUGUUGCUGCUGUUUCAAAGCCUGUACUUUAUUUUUCUAUCUUGUAAAAUCCGCGUUCUUAAGGAGAAGUGGCAGCAGGCUGGAAAAUCUCUGAUUGAAAUUGCAGAAUCAAAUAGUUUUCGCUGUUUGCAUGAGUGUGUCAGAGUGCACACACAAAGGAGGCCUCUUUAUGUUCUGAAUGGGAAUGCUAGAACAUAAUUUCACAUCAGUAUGUGCAAGCAUAGGGCUACUUCAUGUCGCUGGUAUGCACAUGGCCUGUGCGUGCAUUGUUGGUGGGACAAGACUCGCCAAUGUGACCCUGCAAUCUCGUAAUUCAUGUUUCCAAGGAAUGUGUAAAUCCUUCUAAUACCUGCUCUCUGCUAUAAAAGGGAUAGCUACAGGGUUAGUUCUAGAACUGGCAACCCCACCUGACUCCAUGCAACUAUACAUAACACAAGCCAAUCAUGUGUCAUCCAGGCCAAAUUGUUUAAUUCUAUAUGAGUUGAUUAGCCCACACAUGAAGAUUAUGUCCAAAACUCCUCAUAACAUUUUCAGGGUACUGUUAGAGUUGGUACUAACAUACCAAAUUGGAAAUUGGGGUGAGAUUGUAGGGUUUGUGAAGAACAUAAUCCUUAUGGCCACAUGUCAGGACUGAAGGAUGUAAUACCAGAAUUAAAAAAAUAAGGCUGUGCUGUUGGCAUUAUUUGCCCAUUCAGGGUCACUCUGUGGAUGUUCAAAUGCACACUGUGCUUAAGUCGAUUUUCUUUCUGAACUGUUUCCUGUCAGGUGAGAAAGGCUUUUGCUUAUGCUCAGAUGCACUCAGCCCAAAAACAAAAAUUGGUGACUCUGGAGGGCAUCUUUUAAAUCAGGUGUGGGCAAACCGAUUAGGGCCCAAGGGGCUACAUGUCAGUGGUGUGUGGAGGCAGAGCCACAUAUAAAGGUGCUUGAAAUGAACUAAUUCAGAAUAAAGACCACCCUGCUUCAAUUUCCCCCAUAGGUAUCUCAGAUUAGAGUUCUCAGCCCUGUGGAGGUUUACUCAGAAGUACCGGUAAGCCCCACUAGGAGUGUCACAUGCUAGACUGAAGAGUGAAGGCACUUGAGUGUGAUAGCACUGGGUUGAGGAACUCUGUUUCACUGAUAACCAGGCAGGUGUUUUCCACUUGAUGCUUUAUAUAUUUACAUAAUGCUUUUAUUCAGGCUUGUGUCAGCUGAAUUAUUACUAAUUUUGCCUGUAACUGACAUCGCAUAUAAUGAAGACAUUUUAGAUGCUGUUUUAAUAUUGUUUUGAUGUAUUUGUUAUGUGUUGUGUGUAUUUUACUCACUGCUUGAAUAUUCUUUAUGAACAAAACAGUUAUACAUUCCUAUAUAAAUUAGAACUAAAUAAGUAUGCAGAUGAUUGUUUUUAAGUAGAGCAGACCAAUGCAGUUACUAAACUGGAAAUCAAGCAAAAGUAAUCUCUCUCUCUCUCUCUCUCUCUUUAUACACACACAGCAGAAGCCUACCAAUUUGUUCUCAGACAGCUGGGAGGGAAACUUAUUUUCCCCAAACCACAAAACCAGAAAAAAGUUUUUAAAAAUAGCAAGCAAAAAACCAAUUUAUUUUAUCAAAUAAAAUGCUGCCCUUUCCAAUUGUUCUGACAUUACACAGAAAGUGAGGCAGAGAGGGGAACUCUUUUAAAAGCUGGGGAAAAUCAGGAGGAAAUUAAUACAAAGGAAGGAACCCUGGUGGGAUGGAAGAACAGGAGCAACUUUAGGUGACACCGGGGGCUGCAUAAAACACAUUCUAGGCCUCAUGUAGCUCUGUGGGCACUUAGCAAAUCUACUCUCCCAACUUAGUGGCCUGAAGUUUGGCAAACAUCAUCCCUAAGAUAUUAUGCCUGCAAAUUUCACCCAAUUCUACCCCCCCCCACCACACAUAGCAAUUUCUGUUUUAAAAACCCACAAACCCUCAGCCCUUAGAAGGCUCAUCUGCUCCAUUUUUGUCUCAGAUGUGGCAGUCUUCAUUGCCUCAAAAGGGGCUGCUAUCCUUGCAAAUUUCAUCCAAUUCUGCACAUACACACAGAGAAAGAUAUAGAUAUAUAGCUAUCUGUUGAGUUCUCCAAAGCAACUAUCUACUUCAGACUUGAGCCAAGCAGGAAUUGCCCAGAGUGGUCUGAAACAAAGCAACCCACAAUCUGAAGUGCCAAAUGAAAUAUUUUUAUGUACAUACAGUUAGAAGCAGUCCUCGCCUUGAUAUAUGGUGGAGCUUAUUGGACAUAAUUUUCCCACACCAGUUCAGACAAUUUGGCAUAGGCUACACAGGACAGGGCUUUAAGCGGGGUAAGAUGCAAUGGGGAUGCCAUUCCACUUCUUUUCAGGUGGACAAACCUGCAUCUGGCCUAGCCAUCCUGCUUCCUCCCCCCCCCCCCUUGGGCACUGACCUGUGGUACGCAUGGUUGCACUGAAUCAGCACACCAUACCCCGAUACAACCUUUACCAUCCCCAGCCCUGGCACUCAUGGCCUCUGAACUGAUUAAAAGCGGCAGGCCGAUUGUCUCUGGGCAAAGAGUACCAUUUCCUUUCUCCUCGCACAAAUAGGCGCUUUCACACCUCAUUGAAUUAGUGGCUGUUGUUUGAUGGCAGAGCUCCGGAGCCUGAAGAGGCCUUGAUGGAUUAGAUGCUGCCAGAGACAAUGCUGACAAUCAGGUCCCGGGCUUUGUUUUAUUCCUUAUAUUCUCUCUUCUUUAUUUUAUUCCUUACUUUUAAUGACUAAUGUGGCCCUUAACGCUUUCCAAAUUCCAGAUUGCGCAAGGUGUGUUAAACUGCCCGUGCUUCCAUUAUUGCUGUUUAUUAUUCACGGCAGAACAAGGCCCAGACAGCAAAUUGCUUUGUUGAUCCUGUGAAGAGAAUCGAUUCUCAUACUCUUAGUAUACUUGACAUAUUUAUCACUGGACUGGGGUAAUGGAGAACAUCACACUUGGACUGUUAGUAAUAUUGGUCUGUGUAGGGAACCCACUUGGGUUUAGGCUUCUGUUUUUUGGCACAGAGGCUCCCCAAAUAUAUCUUUCCAAGUUUAGAUAUAAUCAAAAGAGAGGCAAUCAUCUUGUCCAAGGAAAGAUGGAAGAACUGCAGCACAAUAAUUCUAUGUUACACGCUUUCCUGCUGGGCAUCAGUACCCAAUAAAACUUUGCUUGGUUUAACUUGCACUUGAAAAAAACCCCAGGAUACUUUUAUGAUUAUGAAUACUUGUGUGAAUUGCUAAGAGCCAACAGCUGUCUUAGGAAGGAUCGCCCAUUAGGUUAAGUUAGCAUUGGGCCACCAAGAAACAUUGUCAUGUUGUCAUGCGCCGGAGAAAGAAAGAGAGAGGUUUUUUUUAAACCUGCAUUCUUGCUACACAGAGAAGACUGUUGACACUCACAAAGCCCAGUAUGUUAACAGUGUACUGGAGAAAAAUUCAGGGCAGCUGGCAUCACCCUUUUUAUACUCAGGUGACCUAUAUUCCUGAGGAUCCUAGAGUUCAUGGUUAAGCAGACAUACUGGUGUGCACACUUUUCUUUUAAAGUUCUGGUGGCUUUUCAAUUCAGUCCCCUGUUUUGGAGCAGCGCCUUUUCAAAUGACCAAAGGCUUUGUGGCAUUUAUGGAAGAACUUCUGAACACAUGUCAGAAAGAUUGGGGGUGGGGGACAACCCCAUCAGCACACUUUAUCCCACUGUUUUCUGUGAGAGAAACUUAUGCACAUUUCUAGGUCAUCAGUGUGCUAGACAAUACACAGACCAAAAAAAGAAGUGUCUCCAUGUCCAUUCAGAAGACCUCCAGCUUAUGUUAGAUGACCAAGCAAAGUAUGUGGGUAGAGUACUGGGUUGUCAGAUAGUAAGAGAUGAUCAGACGAGUUGAAACAAGGGUGACUCAGAUCUAAAAUGGCAAUGCAUUGAUAUUCCAAAGGACCUAGGCCUUGAUAUAGUUUUACCAGUCCAUGGUCAAUUCUGAUUGACACAAGUGCUUCUAAGUUUUCACCUGGAUGCUCAAAGGUCUUGUCUUUACACCCAGCAAAAAUGUCACCAAACCCACUAGAAAAUCAGCAGCAUUCCAUGGCAACAACCCGCAGAACAGAGGCAUUCUAAAAACUGCAGCUAAGGCAAAGCUUAAUGCAUUUCAGGUUAUGAUGCAGCCCUUCCUCUGCUGACAGGUUUAAACAAAGGUCAAUAUUUUAUUAAGCAGGAAAAUAAGAGCCGUAGACACCUUCCUCUUGUUUCCCUGGUUCCUGUCACUGCUUUUGCCACUAGAGAGUUCAAAGCACCCAGCGAGCAGGAGAAAAUAAGAAGAGGAAAGAAAUGUAAAUGAAAACCAGUUUGGAAAGGAGGCGAUGCUCUGUUAAUGGAUCGGACUGUGUGCUGGCAACAUGGCCAUCCCAGCACUACAAAUCAGCCAGCGUAACCCACCCACUGGGAACUUCUGCUACAAACUCUUAAUGAAACAUUACAGAGAAUAACAGAUCAUAAAGCUGUGGUGUGCACACAGAUCAUUAAUGCAUAAGGGCAGCUGAUGCAUACACAAGGAGACAAGCAACAAACAGAGUCUGAGGAUGGACUAACUUGCUUGGGCAAGCCUCAGCUCUCUCUCCCUCCCUCCUCUCUCCUUCGUUAUUAUUAUGAGUGGAAAUAGCAGUUGCAAAACAGUAAUCAAUCAUGUAUAACUGGAAGCUAAGUGUUACUACUAAAGAAUUAAUUUACGGAGUGUGUAUUUGAGCAUCUUUUUUCAACCCUUGCAGUUGUGAAGUCAUGAGCCAUAGAUUUGCAGUUCUGGAUCCCCAGGAACAUCCGAGGCAGCAGAUUAUCUAAACCAGCACUGCAAACACUUGAUCACGUGAGUACCAGUAUUGUAAAACUGGUGCUUGUGACAACUGAAACCACAAUGCAUAGUUUGCGCUCCAGAUAGAUAGAUUCUGCUGGUCCCUGGGCAGAUUUGAUCACGCAAAGGCUGCCUUUAGUUAUUAAAUCACACACCGGUGACUGGACAACAAGCUGUUGUUUGGGUGGGUAACAGCCACAAAGAAGUGAAGAAUAACCAGGCAAGCAAUUAGCAAAUGACAAAAUAUGGAAGGCUGACAGGAAAAGCUAAUCUAGAGGCAGCUGGUAACCAUGGAAUUGAAGCAACGUGGCACAGUGUCUUAUUUAUUUAUCUGUUUAUACCUGCAUUUGCUAAGCACCAUAAAGAAAUCAAAAUAAGAUACAUGAGCCCUGCCACCAGGCAUUCGAAGGAAGGAGAGUUGAGGGCAAAGGGAGAGAAGUGAAAUGGUUUGGACAGUAGUACCAGAUUAUUAUUAUUUUUAAGGGAUUGAGUUAUUUAUAGCAUUUAUAUCUGUUUGAGGCCAGGCUGGUCUCUUGCUGGUGGUGAUCUUGUUAGGAUGGACAUAUGGAGGUGGAACAACAACCUAGGGCUCGUCCACACUUUGGCUUGUCCUGUGCAUAGAAAACAUGGGUCCAAGUGGUUUUCCGCUUCUCCUGCACUUUCUAGGCAUGGGUCUGAGCUAUUUUGCCUUUGCCCCACUGCUUUCCCCCAGAAAACCCACUCUUCAGCACUAAAGCAGAACAAAUGGCAACUCGUGGAAAACUAAUUGCCAUUUGUUCCGUCUGAUUCAGUGCUAAACUGCGGGUUUUCUUGGGGAAAAGCAGCGGGGCAAAUGGAAGUGUGUCCCUCAUGGCCCUUAGACCCUGGGCUCAUGUCAGGAGCCAGAGUGCCUUUCCCCGUCCCCCCGCAGUCAGAGGCAAACUGACAAUUAGAACACAGUCCUGGCAGAAACAGGGAAGCUCCUUGCCGCUGGCUACAUAUCAAAUUAUCCUUCAUCAUUUAUUUGGUAAAUUUAUAUUCCUCUUUUCAGUUAGGAGUCUUCAAAGCAGCUAACAAAGAUUUAUAAAAUCAAAAGGGAUACACCAAUAACCACAAGCUCACAGAACAAGCAGUCCCACAAAGGCAGCAGCCAGCUUCAGGUGUUCAUUUCCACAGGACGGAUGGUUUCAUUUGGCCAUGUGGUGAGGAGGGGACCAUCCAACUGGAGACGGCCUGAUAUUGUUGUUGUCCCCCUCCCUCAUUUUUUCAGUAUCUAAUUAUAUCUGAAUCGAUAUUGCUGCCCUAUAAGUGGUUCCCCAAAACAAAUGCAAGAUCCAGUGUGGUGUAGUAGUUAGAGUGCUGGGCUGGGACCUAAGUGACCAGGGUUUGAAUCCCCACUUGACCAUGAAGGCUCAGUGGGUGACCUUGGGCCAGUCACUGCCUUUCAGCCUAGCCUACCACACAGGGCUGUUGUGAGGAGAUGAAUGUAUGCCACCCUGAGCUCCUCAGAGAUAAGGUGGUCUAUAAAUGUAAUAAAUAAAUAAGAAAGAAAGAAAAAACUAUUUUUAAAAAACUGCAAACACAGUUAAGUCACAGAUUCAUAUACUGACAUACCAUCUGAACCUAAUCACUAACCACUUGACAACACUCCUAUCCAUACAGUCAAGACCCUGCCAUUCAUGAGCAUGGUAGAUCAGCUUAUUUGCUUUCCUGUUGAUGAUAGCAAGUUAAUUGCACACACACUGCAGAAGCUGCCGGCUCCGUUGGAUUUUCUGUGUCACUCAUUACAAGACAGUUUAAAAUAAUGUGGCUUGGUGGCUGGGUCCAGAAAAGCAUGGAAUCCAUUACAGGAGAUUUUUAUUUUAUUUUACUUUAUUUCACCCAAUACCUUGGGGGUUUAGAGCUUCAUCUGUGUGUUACUUCCUCCAAAUGGAAAAACAGAAUAAAUGCAUAUUUGAAGUAAUAAAAGCCCUUUCGUACCCCAACCGAGUACAAAUUAACAAUUACUAGUGCUGUCUAAUGCUUUUCUGCCCGAACAUUUUCAUUUAACAGCCGUUCUUUUAUCUUCAAUGCUCCAGUUAUUUUUCCCCUCCAAGAUAUUUAUUGUUAGGCUGCUGCUGUUUUGUUUUAUUUUCCUUUUUUUCCAAUUUAGCAGCAGGAGGAAAAGAUUUCAUCCUGUUUGUUGUGCAGGGAGAGAGAAAGAGAGGGAGAGAGGAGAAACCAAUUUUAUCCUCAUGUACAGGUUACAUUGCCCUGCAACUAUAAAGAGGAAUAUGCUCUGGAGCUAAGCUCCAUGAACUGUUUUGUGGCCCUUCAGAACCGGGCAAUCUCUGGCUGAAUUAGCAGUCAGGUUGCUAGCUUUUGAGUUCUACAGUUCUGGUCCCAGAAAGUGGGUAGCUAGACAGCAGUGUCCUUUAGCCUCUGGCAGCUGGGGAUGAAGAUGCUAUACAUGGAAGUAAGCAUGAGAGGAACCCCUGUUGCUCUGACUCCCCCAUUUCCAUUCUCCUCUCUAACAUGAAAGGUUGGUACAAUAGCCACAGACCAGAAAAAGAAAAGAAAUGGAGGCAUCAGAGCAACAAGGAUUGCUGUCAUGCUCACCUCCUGCUGCUUCUCUUGCUUACACAACACAUUGCCACUACACUGGAGCUGUGUUUGUGAUGGGUGUAUAAAUUGUACGCUGGAGUACUGACUCCUCCUCUAGAUGUCUACCAGAGACCUGAAUCAGCCGGAUCAUAGCUGGAAGACAGACAAGUUGGCCAUGCAUUUGCAAAACAGCAAAGAGAAAAUGCUGAGAGUCUCUGAGCCUCGGACAAUUCCCAAAUGGAUUCAGAAAGAAAGCAUGAUAGGGCUAUAAACACAACACAUUAAUGGCCCUCAGGCCGCCUCAACUUUGAGGUUGUGUUCAGCACCUCUCCCCUUUGCCACUAGGUGGUGACAUGAGGUAAGGGACAAAUCUUGAUCUUUGCAGCACAUCUGGACCAACAGUUAAUUAAUUUGGCAAAAACUGUGUUUGGCUUUUCUCUGUUUUAAAAGCUGAGAAGGAGAUACAUCUCACAAACUUGAGCAGGGAUGCACAGGAUAAUAAUAUCUAAGUCUGACAUCACAUGAUUUUUCUGGCAUCCACUUUGCUACAUGAACUUUCCUAGGGACCUGCUUACAUAUUAUGGCCACCUGGGAGCCAAAAGGAACCUACUUGACCUAACUAUCUAUUCUAGGUGCUGUUGCCACUGGGAUAUGUUCUGUUUAAAGGGCCAGGCUUUCUCAUCCUUGCUGCCUUGCAGUCCAUCACUACUCAGUUACUUCUAGCUGGGUGGAGACUGAGCAGUCCUUUGGAUGAGGACAAUAGCUCCUAUAGGGCUUCUGCUUGAAAGGUGCUACCCCAGGGGGUUCUCACUUGAUCACCUGUGGGUGACUGGGUCCUAAAUGGAAGUCAAGGUUUGUACCCGAUGCCUUUGCCAUAUGCAUCAUCAGGCCUCGUGGCUCUCUGAUAAUUUUGGGCACCUAUUCUUCUGAAUUAGUGGUCAUGUCACUGCUUAAAGUUGGGAUAAUGAUCCCCCCUUUCUCUUCCACACCCAUAUCCUCAGCAUCCUGAAGAAGCUUACAUAACAGGGACUGUGGGAAAUUUAAUUUCCUCAGGGUGCUUGAUGUCUGCUCAGGCAAAGGCCAACAUGUGGUAAGAAGGAAGGGAAAGGGAGGAGGGAUACACCUGCCAUUGUUAAAUCUGCUGCACCCAUAAAGAAAAGGGGGGCAAUAAGUAAAUGGAUGUAGGUGAGUAAUUGAACUGGACAUGGGAGAGAGAGAUAAGAGUUCUUCUCUGGGUAAUAUUACAAACUGAGCCAGAGGGGAACUAUGCCAUAAUUGUAUGGGUUUGUACUGCUCACCUUGGGUCAAAGGCAGGCAUUAGGAUUUCCUGAAGUAUAUUCAGAGCCAAAAUAUAUUAUGAACCUCAGUGAGAUCACUAGUUCUCGAACAAGAUUGUUCUGACUCUAAAAACAGAAGGAACAACACUGCCUUCUUCAGAACAUCCUAAAAGUUAAACUUUGUUUUUUACCCAUGUUUUAUCUCCUGCUACAGCCCAUGACUUAUUGUAUGGAAUAGAAAUUGUUUAUGUAUAUUAUAUUAAUGUUUAUUUAUAUUUUAUAAUUUUACCUGUUGUAAAUUUCCUAAGCAUGGUGCUGCAGCAGAAAGGUGGGGUAUGAAUAUUUUAAGUUAAUAAAUACCUCCACAUUCUCAUUUAGUUUUUAUAAAGGCCCAAUUGAAUCCCAACCCUGGGCCCUUUAUGCACACUUAUGCGUGGCUGUCAUCACGUUUAAAACAGAUCCCUACUUCCUCCUUGUUUAGAAUUAGCAUGCUGGUGCAGUAUGCAUCUAUGCCAUGAUUUCCUGGUAUACACAGGAAUCACCAACCCACCUUGUGAGCAAAAAGCCGCACCUAACCUCAUAUUGAAAACAUUUUUUGACAUGCCCAGGCGAAGGGAUGUAGCUCAGUGACAGAGCAUCUGCUUUGCAUGCAGGAGGUCUGCAGUUCAAUCCCUGGCAUCUUCAAGUAGGACCAGAAGAGAUCCCUGCCUGAAACCCCGGAGAGAUGCUGCCAGUUAAUGUAGACAGUAUUGAGCUAGAUGGACCAGUGAUUUGACUCAGCAUAAGGCAGCUUCACAUGUCCCUCUGUUAUAUUUAAACCAAGCAUGAUAGUUGGUCCCAUCUGUUUGAGAAUGACCCUUGUAGCUGUCCUCUAGCUAUGCUAAUGAGGAAUUAUAGGCUCUUUUCAGCCUUUGUGGACAAUGCCACAAAGACAGGGAACACAAAUUAUUUUUUUAGAAGUGCUUUUUUAAAAUUUGAGACUAUCUGUUAUGGUUAGUGUGCUGCUGCCUUCACAAAAGGGCAGAACCCAGAGCUCCAAUAGCAGGGACUGAACUGUACAAAGACGUCUUACUGUUUAUCUGGGUAAGCUAUUCAGCUUUCCCAUUAGGGAUGGCACUGAAAACCAUAUAUGAAUGAGUACUGCUGCCCCUUGGACUACAGAUGUCUCUGCAUGAAACAUCAACAGCAAAUGGCUUUGUGAAUAUCCUCAAACUGAGCAUUCACUCCCAUCAGGAACAGCAAACAGUUGCUGGGCUGCAAAUCCAUUCGGAUCUUGCAGUGAAAGGAAGCUAUUCUUCGGCGUGAAAGGCGUCAGGAAGAAGGGAAUGUCAAUAUUAGCCUUUCUUUUAUGAAAAGAAUCUUCCUAUGCAAAUGUCAGGCGUAUGCUUCAACCUGCCAAAGUCCUAGCACAGCACAAUGGCCUUUAUAGCUUGGGAGCCAAUCCAAGAGACCUGCCUGCUGCAGUGGCAAGGGAACCCUGGAAAUGAGGCGGCCAUCGCAUUUCCCUCACAGUUGUGUGUGUCACUGGUUUUGUGAAGAUGAAUGGGACUAAGGAGAUGUGUGGAGGAAAAUGAGGGGUGUAGGACUUGUAAGCGCACACGACAAGAAUGAAUUAGCGAGAUCAAAAUGUAAUGGAUCAGGAGGCCUGGAGUUGGUCCUUGAUGGAUGUAAUUGUCAUGGAUGUAAUUGUCCAUGAUUAAAAACCUCCCUAAUGAGAGGCAUACAUUUUUUUAAAAAACCUGUAGUUAAGACUAGGGGGAUGGUGCAGAAUGCCUUAGAUUUGACAGCCUGUGGUGUCUUUGGCUGUCUUGCAGAAUUCACGUUUGAAAUGGGUAGGAAGCCAAGCCUCUCUUGGCAAGCCACAUCUCAGGUUCUCCUAAACCUGUAGUGCCAGAGGGACUACAGUAUUUACAACACAGCUUGUCAAUGGAAAAGAAACCCAACAUGAAGUGAGAGAAGAGAGACUUUGUGCUGGCCAUUAUGCAAUGGCUUUUUACACCUUCCUAGCUCGACUCUCCAGGCGCUGUUUCCAGAGAAAGAACUGUGAGGGGAGAGAGACUUUGUCAUCAUGGCGUCAUUGGUUUUACCUGUGCUGCCCCACCACCAGCCCAAGGAACCUUCAGAAGGAAGGUUGCCAUGGACAUUAUGGACAUUAUGUAUAUGUGUGCCUUUUAAUGAACUCGAUAGAGUGAAAGAUUGUGAGUCAUGGGGGUGGGGAGAGUGUUGUAUGGAUGUGGCAGUGCUUGAUUUAUUUUUUGGUUGCUAUUUUCCUAAUGUUGUUGGUGUUGCUUUAUAGUUUAUGAAUGCUGCAGUACUUUGUGAAUCCUAUAAUAUGACAUGUGCUGCAAUUGUGCUGUUUAGCUUAUUUUUUUAUAUGUUUUGUGAGGGUGCUUUAUGGGUUGCCAUUGCUUUACUGACGAUUUGUGCUGUAUUUGUGAUGUUCUACUUUGCUCUACUUAUUCAUUGUUUGUAAGCUGCUUUGUGAUUCGUUUGAAUGGAAAGCAACAUAGAAAUAUAAUGAAUCACAUCAACCCAGGUAGGCAGAAUGCAUCUGUUGUCUACUAUUAGCCAUGAUGGCUCUACUCUGCAUCUAUGGUUUGAGGUGACAAUGCUUUCGAAUACCACUUGCUGGAAACCACAGGAGGGCAGAGUGCUCUUGUGCUUGAAUCCUGCUUGCUGGUUUCCCAUAGGCGGAAAUUGUGAGAACAAGAUCCUGGACUAGAUGAGCCAUUGACCUGAUCCAACAGGAACUUCUUAUGUAUCUCAGGGUCGUGGGUUUGAGCGCCAUGUGGUUGAAAUAUUCCUGCAUAGCAGGGAGUUGGGCUAGAAUGAUCCUGGUCCCUUCCAGCUCUACAAUUCUAUGAUUCUCAGGAUAGGUUUUGCAGGAAAUGUGGUCACAUGGAGAAGCCUUAGGCUUCAGGAUGUGACACUAAUAGAUGCCUAUGUUCUUGAACAUUACAGAUGAAGUGGUUGCUUAGCAGAAUAAAAUGCUUAGGAUCAGAUGAUUUACAAGACCCUGUAUUUUAUCUCAGUAGUAAAUACCUAAUUCAGGGAUGGGCUCUCCAGAUGUUGUUGGACUCCAUCAGCCCCAGUCAGCAUGGCCAAUGGUCAGGGAUGGAUGGGAGUUGUGGGCCAGCAACAUCUGGAAGACCACAGGUUCCCUGUCCCUGACCUAAUUGAUCACAGGUGUUGUUUGUUGUUAGAGAAGAGUUGAGAUGCUUAAAUGAAUAACCCAGCAUUUUCCAGCAGCAGCAGCAGCAUUGUCUGUGCUCAAGGCAUGAAAGCACACAGCAGACAACUGAUCCCACAGUGAUGUGUGGCCACUGUUUAGGAACAAAUAGAUAAUAAACAAUAAAGGGAGCAGACAUCCUAGCAUUUUCCUCUUUUGGCUUAUCAGUGUAUUUGUUAACAGUUUUCACUGCUCACCGAAUUGGAUAAACUUGUAACAAUCUCCUGAAACUAAUUAAGAAACAGCUUAACCCAAUUCAGAGUAUUUUAAUGGGCUUUCUACUGCAUGCAUAUGUUUCCAACUCCAAGCUCAGUGCAGGAUAUUCCAAUGAAGAUGAAAUAUUGUGCAGCUAUAACUAGCAGACCCCAAGUUUAGCACAUUGUUUUUCAGAGGGAGAGAAUGACAGCUCAGAUCAGUCUUGCCUGCCAGCCCUCUUUGUGGGCAAAAGCCUUUGGUGAAAGCUGAUGAUGUCCAUCCCCAGUGAUGUUACUGAAGUAACUGAGUGGCAUAUAUUCAGGAGUUAACUUGCAACCACUGAAAAAGAAAUUCUGUCUCUAACGUCUGGUGAGAUAGGCCUAAAAUAAAUCUUCAAAUACAAAGAAAAGAAGCCACCCUAUUUGCAUGUUUUUGCAUAAUUUUGCUGGAGUUGCUCACAGAGUACACUUUCCUCUCGCAGUAGGAGCAGUAUCCAGGUUCUCUUUGAUCAGAGUCUUCAGAUUGUCAAUAAAGCACAGCAUCAAGGCACAAGUGCCGAGGGACUUGUGGCACAGAGGAACACCCGCCCUUGAAUAAAUCUUGCUUCCCAGAUCCCCUGCAAAGAGCUCACAGCUGCAAUUUGGUGGAAAAAUAUGUUGCACCACCUGUUUUUCCAUAGCCUGCACCUGCCACAAACAGCAUGCAUUGCACCAGACAUUAAAGACCAUGGCUGUAAGCUUCUGACCUUCCCAAUAAUUCAGUCCUCACAUCCCCUCCAGCUUUCAACUGAGGAGAAUAAGCUAGUCUUACACUGUGGGAACAAGGAGGCGGGGUUUGACUGUGAUAAUGAAAAAGCCAAAUGUAACUUCUAAAGGAGCUGGCAGCAGGCUGCACUUCAAAAUGUGUUUCCUUACCCUCCAAGAAGCAUAAGCAAUACAUGAGCAUAUUUCCAUUGCACACAGCUUCUUAUUCCCCCAAUGCUUGUUGUUUUCAGAUUUUACUGUUUAAUUUUUUAUUAAAAUUUCUUCAACCUACAACAUCAAGACGAUCCUUUAAUCCCUACUCCCCUUAACACAUAUAUGCAUAUAGUCUUUCAUAUCUUGCACAUAAAAUCACAUGCACAUUUUUAACAACAAGCUGUCAGCUAUAAUUCCAGUGGCAAUUCAGUGACUGCACAUUCGAGGGUUCAUGUCUCACGUUAUUUUAGGUGCAUGAGCAGUGCUUUUUUUUCUUAAAAAAGAGGUGCCAGAACUCACCAUUUACACCUCCCUUAUUCUCUUAUAAUGGCAAUGGCACCCACCUGAGACGUGCCAGAACCGAGUUCCAGUGAGUUCCAGCUGGAAAAGAUCCCUCUGCAUGAGGCAGGGAAGAAGCACCCACCCACUGACAUCUCCAUCUACCUCAAAAGUUGUCUUUCUGCCCAGUUCUCUGGGUUUUCUGGGGUCCCAUGCACCUCCUAAAUGUUAGGGGGAAGGACCAGUGGCAAGUAGUACACAGUCCCAGUCAGGCAGAAAUCAAGAUCUGGAGCAGCAAGCAAAGAUCAGAGGAGCUAGAGGCAGGUAAGUAAGUUACCUCACAUAGAAUUGUUGUGGGGAUAAAGUGGGGGGCAUGCACAUGGCCCCGAGCCCUUUGGAGAAAGGAUGGGACAAUAUAGGUCAGAGGUGGCUAAACCUUACGAUAUUCCAGAUGUUAAUAUUCCAGAUGUUAAUAAUUAUGUUAAUAAUAAUAAAAUAAUAUAAUAAUAAAUUUUUAUUUAUACCUCGCCCUUCCUGGUUCAGGAAACCGGGCUCAGGGCGGCUAACAACAAAUUUAAAACACUUAAUUGAUGCUACCAAAAAAAAAAACACAACAGCAUAAAAUACGAUAUAAAACGUAAAUAACAAUAAAAUCAAAAAUCAAUUUAGGGGGGAAAUCCAUCCAGUAAACAUCAGGUGAUCACCAGGGCUAGCUGGCUAAUUUAGUCCCACUUGGGCCAGCGAGGAGACCAGGGGAGAACCAGCUGUGGGAUCCCAGAGCGGGCAAUCUUCACAAAAAGGGGAGGGGGGAAGGAAGGAAGGGGAACAAAAGAUCAGGCCAGGUUCAAAUUGAAAGCCAGGCGGAAUAGUUCUGUCUUACAGGCCCUGCGGAAGGAAGUUAAAUAUUGCAGGGCCCUGGUCUUAUGGGACAGAGCAUUCCACCAGGUCGGAGCCAUCACUGAGAAGGCCCUGGCGGAGGAUAAUCUAACUUCCUUAUGGCCCAGGACCUCUAAACUAUGAUUAUUCAUGGACCUUAAGGUCCUCUGUGGGGCAUACCAGGAGAGGCGGUCCCGUAAUGAUGGACUCCAUCUCCCAUCAACUCCAGUCACCGUGGCCAACUGUCAGGGAUGAUAUGAGCUGUAACCCAGCAACUUUUGGUGGGCCACAGGUUGGCUGCCCUUGGCUCUUACAAUAAUAAACUUUCAAUUGUGAAGAGAAAGCACAGUUGAGAGAUGGCUCAGAAUCCACACAAAGUGCCAGGUUAUUAUGGCUAGUUAUGUUAAUGGUGUGGUUCUAAGUAGACCCUCGUGAGCAUUUUUACAGUAACCUCGCUCCUCUCCCUGGGGGACAUUUUAUUCCCUCAGAAGUGCCACAUAGCAGGCUUGGAGAUUUAAUGCUGUGCAAUCAAUGGCAGGACUGGGAGCAAAUGGAUUCCGUUGAGAAAGCAGGAGAUGUUGUCUCAGUUAAUAAGAUAACAAUUUAACAUCUUUCCCUCCCUGCUUUUUCCUUACUCCCCACUUUAAACAGACUACCAAAUAUUCAGAGUUGCCUUUAAGUAAUUUAGUGGAAAGGCUGCUAUGAUUUCAAAUUCCCAUCUGCCCUGCUUCCCAUCCAGCGAUGUUUCUUGUCACCAGCUAACAGCAUUUAAAAUAUUUACAGCCCUGCCUUUGCCCUGGGGAAGGAUCCAAAUAAAUCAUGUUUGCCGACCAUAAAUCAAAAAUUAAUCUCCCGAAAGCGCGAUGCCUGUCCGAUCCCUCAAAUAACAAGCAGCAGAAUUUAUCAAGUAAAUUGGUGCUGGUGUCUCACUGGUGCCACUGUGGGGUGUAAUGGAUGGGGCGAAAGGGCAGGCGGCACAGCCAAACCAAGGUGCUUAGACGGUAAGAGAAAAAUGGACAGGCAUGGAAAUUAGCAUCAUUAAAAUGCCACCUUACAUCUUUGCCAGCGUAACCUUCAUUCAUCUCCCUCCUUUCAGGGAGUCGUUUUUCACCAUUCUCCAUUCCCAUUCCCGAUCCUUCCUCUUUGAAAUAUUUGUCUUUACUUUGGUUUAAAGGACAGCAGCUCAGCAAACAAAAAAAUUCUCUCUGUCCUAUAUGUUAACGACCAUUUUCAAUAUGCAUUGUUGAGAAGGGGAGAAACUACGCCAGCUCAGUGGGAUGUGUUUCAAAAUUCUUUCAGUCAGGCCAAUCUCAGUGCAUUGUGGGACUUGUAGUUCCAGCCUCGUUUCCUUCUCCUAAGUCUUCUCCUAAACCAGUUCCCGGCAUGUAGUGUGUCAACUCAGCAAGUGUGCCCAAGUUGAAAAGGUGUUUGUGUGUGUGAUAUAUAAAAUUAAAAUAGUUCCUGAUACAACAUGCCCACUUAAAACUACUCUUCUCCACAGAAGGUGUGGAAUGUGUUGUGAUUGUUUUCCCACUGGAUAUGGACAUCCAACAUGUUGGUGACUGGAAAUCACAUAUAUAAAUAUCAGACUUCAUCAGCUUUGUGCUGACAGUUUUUGUUUCCUUUUACUAUAAUUUCCAUCAGCCCCAUCCAGCAUGUCCAAUGGCCAGGGAAAUGGUAGUCCAAUACAUCUCAGGGCACCAGGUUGCCAAAACCAUACCAGACCUGCUUAGCUUUGCAAAUGUGCUUGUAGUUUUAUUGCUGCACGACUAGGAGCCUAGGCUGCUCUGGCUAACCUUUCUGCCAAUUUUGAUGUUCAGGCUAGAAAUGUUGAUUUGAAAGCCAUAUGCAGAAUACAGGAGGGGUGGGGGCUUUACUUUGCAGUCUGUCUGUAAUGAGCCUAUAUGUUUCCAGAUACAGCCUCUGUCCCAGGUGGACCAUGAGACAGCCUGAUGUACUAACAGGUACUUAGUGAUAAUAGCUCCUGUGAUAUUAAGAUCAUCAGCCAUUAUGAUCCAUGCAACUGGCCUCAUAUACAAUGCAGGGCUAACCAGAGGGAGACAUCUGCCAGAUUUUUGCGGCAAGUUGUCAUUUAGGUGGUCCCCAAUAAAAAUCUGCAUCUAGUCACUCCGGAGUUAGCACAAGAAUCUGAGUCCGCCUCUGCAUGCUGCUUAUUGGAAUGGGUGAUGAAGCACAGGAGAGGUGUAGGCAUGGGCAGUUCUUUUACAGUACUUGACCUAACGAUAAUCACUGCCUUGAACUAGGAUUAUUAGUCUUUCACUUCGCUGAGUGUCUUGAUAGACUCACACAGAGCAACUCUUGACAGUACGACCCUGCUCUGUCAGUCAGCGUAGGCCGGUUUAUAAGCCUGAUGAAGCCAUUUGAUUGAGCCAGCCAGCAUUUCCCUUUAAUCAUUCUGCCUUGGGUACUAUUAGUAAAAAGAAAGUAAAAAGUCCAGAUUUAAAGGACUUUAAAGUUCACUAAUAGGGUGGGUUUGUGUUCUACUUUAAGAAGUUCUCUUUUGGAAGUGCUGCCAGAAAACAAUUCUCCAUGUGAAGGAGUCCUCUAUCUGAAAGGCUACCUGGUCCAAGUUUUGGUUUAAAGAAAGAAAAUCAACCCAUAACACAUGCCUGCAGGCUUGUUUUUAUACAAACUGAAAUGCAAAUAACUAAAUUAGUUGUAAUUCAUAUCUUUAAUUUGUCUGAUGGUGGUUUGUGUGUGAACAUACUUAUUGCAGAGUAAGGGCAUCCUGUUUUGAUUUAGCUUAAUAGUCUGAAAGCAUUGGCUAUAAUUAACAUAAAAGGGAGUCUUCAUUGAAGCUGCCGGGUUCUGGCAGUCUUUGCCGUUCUUUCUAGCUAUACAGCUCUCAAAAUGUUAAGAUCUGUCAAUAUCCGAACAAAGAGUCCCUUUCAGGCUGGAUGGCACUGUGGGUCAAUUUGUUUGCAUACAUGUGGAGCCGAACCAUAUACCCCCAUUUUUGCAAGGAGAAAAAUCCCAAUUCUGCACAAUUUAGGCAAAUUUGCAGAAAUGAGUUAACAGUUUAUCCUAGUUGCUAUGUGUAGGGUGUUUGCAAUGUUAAAUAAGUUGGCAUUGAUCCUGGGAACAAAAGGAAAGGAAGAAUGAAAAAAAAAAUCAUGUUGAGAGCUCAUGUAUAUAUAAGAAACAGGCAGAAAGACCAGAGAGCAGGGAUUUCCAGUUUGUGUGCCAGCACACAUUACUGUGUCAUCAUGACAGAGUGUGCUUUCAAAAUGAAGCUGGAUACAUUACCACCCUCUAUCCAUUGGAGUGAAAGGCAUUGUGGAUCACUGGCUACCCCUUCCCUCCAUUUUAUAACUAGUCAUUACUUCCAGGAGGGAGCAGGGAUAUCAUGGGAUCCCCCAGUGCACCCUAUACUACAUUUGAGAAGUUGAGUAGAGGGAUACAAGGAACUUCAAAAUUUCCCUUCAAACAGGGCCAACUUUGUGGACCAACUUUGACAGGUGUCAUCUUACAUCAUUGGGACACCAUCAGCUGCAAAGGGGCUCACUCCCACCACUGACCGGUUGACCCUAGGUAGCAGAAGCUUUAGGUACACUGGAAGCAGUAAGUAGCAGAGCAGAAAGGGAAUGCAAGGGAAUGCUCUUUAAGAACCAGAAUGGUGAUGGCAACUGUCGGAGCACUAGGGUAAUUGAUGGGCCCUACUCCCGUGGCAAAUGAAAUAAUUGGUAGUGUCAUGGGUUUGCAGGGGGCAAGGAUCCUCCAAACUUCCUGGGUGCCAGGUUCUCCCCAUAAUUUCUGAAAUUAGUAAAUGUAGGUUUUGAAGUCAAGUCAGCUUUCUCAGGAGUAAGUGCCUGGAACCCCUGGAAUCUCACACCACUUGGAGACUGGAGUGGCAUGGAACAAUAUUAAUGUAGAGGAAAGAUGAGGCCAACUUACUAUUCUAUGACUGUUAGCUGAUCCCAAUAAAUUUGGUAUUAAGCUAUGUACUUACACGUAGCAUAGUAUUUACAAAUAUAAACAUAAAGAGCUUAUACUGAAUCAGAUCACUGAUCCAUAUAACCAGAAUAGGAUUGUCUACUCUGAGAGGCUGUGGAUCUCCAAAGUCUUAGGCAGCAGUCCCUUUUGAGCUCUGCUACCCAACAUCCUUUUGACUGGAGAAGCAAGGGAUUGAACCUGGAUGCAAAUGAAAAGCAAGUGCUCUACCAGUGAGCUACACAGCUAAUUGGAAUUGCCUUCCAAGUCAUAUGGUACAUGGGGUAUAUCAUAUUUAAUUACUUCCUGUAUGAUAUAUUGAGCCACCAUUGUGUUUCCACAGAAAAAUGACUCAGAUAUCCAUUUUUAGCAGACUGAACUAGAUGGAGGUGGCCUUUUGCAAUGGCACUGAGCAGAACUUUGCCCUAUGAUUUUCAGAGACGUACUUACUGUAAUGAAGGCAAACAAUGACAAUAAGUUGUUCACUUCAGAUAAAGAAAAGCUUGUACAUAAACAAAACCUAUGCUUAAUAGCAGCAUGAAGUGCAGUGAUGCGGGGAAAUGGAACAACAAUAUUAUUGUAAUGAGCCUAUUUUUAAAUUUUUCAAAUCUUCAACCUGCAGAGUUUUUCCUUCGAUUCUAGUCUCAUUCUAAUACCAACUCUCUGGGAAAUGCCAAUGUCUUCUUGGGUAAUGUUGCUUAGGAGCUGAUUUCCCAAAGAAAGAAUGACCUGAGGAAGGAGAAGCAAGAAAAAUGGAUGAAAUGGGUUUGCAAUUCCUGAGUUUGUCAGAAAGCAAAGAGCUAAAAUUGGUGCCUGCUGCCUGACAUGCAGAAAGGAUCCCGAGGCUGCAGCACAAUUACUCUUCAAAAUACAUUGAUGUUUAUCCUGUAGCAAUCUUCUAUAAUUACUCUGACAGUACCUGACAGCCCCAUGCCAUCAGCUGAAGGAACAAAGUCAGAGCCAGCUGAUGUGUUGAUGUUGCUGGAUUGCUGCUGUCUGCUUGAUUCUGCCCCCCUCCCCAUCUAAAAGCAUCUUUCUACAAAUUUCUAAUUUGUUUACUACUUCUUUUUUGGUGGUGAGUCUGAGCCGAGAUUUUGAUUUUAUUUCUUUUGGCAUGUGGAUUUGGAGUUUGAAUAAGGAACUAGAUGUCACAUACAAGGGUGGGAUUUUUCUGCUUUCACUUUUGCUCAUAUACUAUGGAAUAUAAUUAUCACGCAGACCUGGGGAGAUCUUGUUCCAGUUGAAUUUCCACUUUGCCAAGUGCCCAGCACUUCCUGAUGUGUGAAAUGUACAGGAGCAUUCAUAUCCUUGUUAUCUGCGAGAAUUUUGCAGCAAUCCAAGUUUUUAGUGUGUUGAGAACAUGAUGGUGCAUGUUCAGAGCAAUAAUUCCAGUGUGAAGUAGCGGACAGACUUCUGGAUUGACUGGGGACUUCUCAAGAGACCUUGUUCAACUCCCCACUCCAUGACAUUAAUCAUAGAAUCAUAGAGUUGGAAGAGACCACAAGGGCCAUCGAGUCCAACCCCCUGCCAAGCAGGAAACACCAUCAGAGCACUCCUGACAUAUGGUUGUCAAGCCUCUGCUUAAAGACCUCCAAAGAAGGAGACUCCACCACACUCCUUGGCAGCAAAUUCCACUGUCGAACAGCUCUUACUGUCAGGAAGUUCUUCCUAAUGUUUAGGUGGAAUCUUCUUUCUUGUAGUUUGGAUCCAUUGCUCCGUGUCCGCUUCUCUGGAGCAGCAGAAAACAACCUUUCUCCCUCCUCUAUGUGACAUCCUUUUAUAUAUUUGAACAUGGCUAUCAUAUCACCCCUUAACCUCCUCUUCUCCAGGCUAAACAUGCCCAGCUCCCUUAGCCGUUCCUCAUAAGGCAUCGUUUCCAGGCCUUUGACCAUUUUGGUUGCCCUCCUCUGGACACGUUCCAGUUUGUCAGUGUCCUUCUUGAACUGUGGUGCCCAGAACUGGACACAGUACUCCAGGUGAGGUCUGACCAGAGCAGAAUACAGUGGCACUAUUACUUCCCUUGAUCUAGAUGCUAUACUCCUAUUGAUGCAGCCCAGAAUUGCAUUGGCUUUUUUAGCUGCCGCGUCACACUGUUGGCUCAUGUCAAGUUUGUGGUCAACCAAGACUCCUAGAUCCUUUUCACAUGUACUGCUCUCAAGCCAGGUGUCCCCCAUCUUGUAUUUGUGCCUCUCAUUUUUUUGCCCAAGUGCAAUACUUUACAUUUCUCCCUGUUAAAAUUCAUCUUGUUUGUUUUGGCCCAGUUCUCUAAUCUGUCAAGGUCGUUUUGAAGUGUGAUCCUGUCCUCUGGGGUGUUAGUCACCCCUCCCAGUUUGGUGUCAUCUGCAAAUUUGAUCAGGAUGCCCUUGAGUCCAUCAUCCAAGUCGUUGAUAAAGAUGUUGAAUAAGACCGGGCCCAAGACAGAACCCUGUGGCACCCCACUAGUCACUCUUCUCCAGGAUGAAGAGGAACCAUUGAUGAACACCCUUUGGGUUCGGUCAGUCAGCCAGUUACAAAUCCACUGAGUGGUAGCAUAGUCAAGACCGCAUUUUACCAGCUUCUUUACAAGAAUAUCAUGGGGCACCUUGUCAAAUGCCUUGCUGAAAUCAAGGUAGGCUACAUCCACUGCAUUCCCUUCAUCUACCAGGCUUGUAAUUCUGUCAAAAACGAGAUCAGGUUAGUCUGACAUGACUUAUUUUUCAGAAAUCCAUGCUGACUAUUGGUGAUCACAGCAUUCCUUUCUAGGUGCUCACAGACUGUUUGCUUAAUGAUCUGCUUCAGAAUCUUCCCUGGUAUUGAUGUCAGACUGACUGGGCGGUAAUUAUUUGGGUCCUCUCUUUCCCCCUUUUUGAAAAUAGGGACAACAUUUGCCCUCCUCCAGUCUGCCGGGACUUCGCCUGUUCUCCAGGAAUUCUCAAAGAUGACUGCCAGUGGUUCUGAGAUCACAUCUGCCAGUUCUUUUAAUACUCUUGGAUGCAGUUCGUCUGGCCCUGGAGACUUGAAUACAUCUAAACUAGCCAAGUAUUCUUGUACUAUCUCCUUAGUUAUUCUGGGCUGUGUUUCCUUUGCUGAAUCAUUUGCUCCAAAUUCUUCAGGUCGGGCAUUGUUUUCUUUAUCGGAGAAGACUGAGGCAAAGAAGGCAUUGAGGAGUUCAGCCCUUACUGUGUCCCCUGUUUGCAUUUCACCAUCUUCUCCUCUGAGUGACCCCACUGUUUCUUUGUUCUUCCUUUUGCUACGAACAUACCCAUAAAAGCCUUUUUUGUUGCUUUUAACCUCUCUAGCAAGCCUGAGUUCAUUCUGUGCUUUAGCUUUUCUGACUUUGUGUCUACACGUGCUGGCUAUUCGUUUGAAUUCCUCUUUGGUGGUUUCCCCACAUUAAGAAAGUGCCCUUGCACAUGUUGCUAUAUUUCAGCCUAAGCUACAUCACAGGGCUGUUAUGAGCAUAAAGGGGAUAGCCCUGGGUGUGCUGCCUAUCCUUGGAAGAAAGGUGGAAUGCAAAUGUGUUGGUUUUUUUGUUUUUUUUAAGUACUGACAUAUUUUAUUUCCAAUAAUUUGACCCUACAUUAUGUAGUGAAUUGCCAAUUGUUUUUCAAACUAUGCAUCAAAACUUGGUUAACUGCUAGAAGAACUGAUCAUGCACAUUUUGAACAGUGGCUAUUUGAAUCCAGAUUCAGGCUUGAAUUCUGAAUCUGUAUACAUUAUGGGGCCACUCCGGUGAAGUCCAGCUUCCACAGCCAAAGCUGGUGUCUAUCGGCUCAGCUCCAGUGAAGUUUACAAAUCUAGGUCAGUAAAAAUCAGCUAAGCAUCAGUCCCUCUUUCUCCCUCCUCUUGCAAUUUUAAAUGCAUCGAAUCUGUGCAUGUGAACCAUGCUGUGCAAUGACAUGACUGCUUGCUAUGCUUGUCAAAUGUCACCUACACUAUUUUUUUUUUAAAAAAACCAUCCAUACUCUAUAUUCAAUGACACUAACAAAUCUGCUGAAAGGAAACAAGUGGGCUGAAUUGUUAGAGUUGUAUGCAGGGCAGGUACACCAGGUAAGUGCAGGGUAGGCAGAGAUAGUCUGUAAGAAGCAUCUCCCUUCAUUAGGUUGACAUUCAUUUCCACCUCUUUCUCGCACAUAGGGGCUAAAGUGCAAAUGUAUUACGUGCCCCAGCCUCAGGUUUCCCUUCUGUAUCCAAGGUGAUUUGAGGAGUGUGAUAUUUUCAAUUUUCUUCUUUGUUCUCCAAAGCUCCCUUCCUUUGCUGAGUGGAGUUGAUGUCAGUUUCCUUUGCUUCCUUUUGUCACCUUCGUCUUCUUCAUCUUCCUCACUUGCCAUUGCCCUUUCCCUUCUCCAAAUAACUUUGUAUUGCUUUCAUGGUGCCAGCCGGAUGCUCCAUCACUUUAGAUAACCCUGGCUUACAGGCAAUUUUAACUUUGUACAGGAGGCUGGUUCCUACACACAUCCACACAGCCCUCUCGAUCCUCUACCCAGGCAAGCAAAAUGCAAUAGGAGAGUUCAAGGACACAUUCCAGCUAGGCCAAAUCACCCAAGGAUGGUGCAAAACAGGGCUGGUGAAGGGGCUGGACUGGGAAGAGAGGAUGGUAGGUGGUUUGGGAAGGGGAACAGGUAAAUAGACUUGGAUGGCUGCCUUUCACCCCUGGUUCUGAGGUUCCCCACUGCUGCUCCAUUGUCAUGUUUCUUCAGUGUCCAUGCUGAGCAAGAGGCUGGGGCUGGGCAGGGUACCAGUGAAGUCAGGCUGAACAGCUGCACGGUCAGAGCCAGCCCAACACUCCCACCUGUGCACUCAUGCUAUUCUAACCUCAUUAGCAUCCCAAGCCCAUCCAGGUAAGCUGCAGCAACACUGAUGUUGAGAAGGCAGCUCUAUGGCCCCCACCCCACAGGCCACUAUUUCAUAUAUAUAGUAUCUUAUUGCCUAUUCAUAUAUUUUCAAUAUCUGUCACCUUUCCAUAAUUUAGUGUGAUUUAGGGGCUUGCAUGCAUGAGCCAUAUUGAGGGUUGUCCCUACCAUCAGGCAGAGUGUGGCAAGCACCUCAGGUAGCAUUCUACUCUGUUGCAGGACAGAAAUGUGUUUGCAUGUCCUGCACUCACUAAACUAGCCUGCUGCCCGCUGGUGCCUGCAGGACAUUAUCUCAUUGCUAGUGUUCAGCUGCCAGUCUAGUCAGCUUUUGUAUGUGGAAUGGAGGUGGGGGGAGGGUCUUAUUAUUUGUCUCAGAUAGCAAAAUAUCCCGGGCUGGCCCUGGUCAUAUAUUUUUUUGGGGGGGGGGGGUUGGAAGUGCCGUAUAUAUUUUGAAAGCCCAACUACCUGAUGUUUCAUGCUCUCUCAUGUCUCAUUUGGUGGGUUAAGUUUUCUGAAAGAGCAGUUUGCCACAAUUUGUCCUGUCAGCCUUCAGGGGGAAUAGCAGUAGCUAAUUUCAAGCAGCCCUGAGGAUUUCUCAGCAAAGAAGGUAGAGGCCCUGGGACUCAUCUAUACAGCAAAAUGAAUUCAAAUGAAGUGCAAAUGUGAAUUUAAAACUUAAGUAAACGCCUGCAUGUUAAAACUUUAAUCUCUGAAUAAUAAUAUUUGUCUUCUGGGAAGCAGAGUUAAGAAGGCAACAGAAAGAGACACUUGAUUUCACUUGUGUGAGCCCAGAGAGAUUUCGUCUGGGUUGUGAAAUUGGGUUAAAUUGACAUGGAACAUCUCGCUAUACAGGCAGACAAUUCUUCCUUCAUUCUCACAGGACGUACUGGACAUAGGCCUUAGGUGGUUUACUUUCCACAUGCAGCAUGACAACUCAAGCUGCUUUGAGUGUCUCAUGUGAUGUUUGUGGGUACAGAAGAAUGUUGCUAAUGUGGGACAGAAAGCAGAAGUGAACCAUUCUGCAAUCAGAUCUACAUUUUAGCUAAUGUAGGGCUUGCCUGCAUUCACAUUCUAGAAAUAAGGAAAGCAUACCCCCCCCAAUUGUCUUGUUUUAAAUGGGACAUCCAUAAACACAGAAGCCAAUCCCAGCUUCGGUUUGCAUCCUAGAAUGUCCCAGUUUUCGGAGAGCUCUGGUGCUCCAGACCAAAAGAAGCUCACUCUGGUGUGAGUCAGCACUGGAGCGCCAGACCGGAAGGUGCUCUGGUAUGGCCCUGCUAAAUUAGCAACAGAGCGCCUUCCGUUCCCGUGCUGUGACCCUUGUCAGCAGGGCACGCCAAAGUGCCAAGGGUCCAGGGCUCUGGCCAACCCUGCAGGGUUUGAAGGAAAACAAAUAUGAAUUGGCCCCACCCCAUAGUUUGACUAAUCACACCUAGGAGUGGCUAAGAGCUAGAUGGAUUCAUAGAUCUUUUUAAAAAAGUAUAGACUCACAGACACUGGUCAGCUUCCAUUUUGACUUUAAAUGUUCAUUUUUGAAUUCUAAGAAGUACACAGAGGCAAGAAGUGGACAGGGAGCGUGCCAGCCCAUAAUGGUGCCCAGCUGAGAGGUGCUGGAACUGUGCUACAGCGCACUCUAGCUGAAAAAAAGCACUGCUGGUAUUAUUAUUUUUUAAAUCAAAACAAUCUCUCUAAACUUGCAGUUAAUUUUGGCCCAGUAAGGCAUAUUGUCUUGUUUGCUUUGACUGCUGGAGAUGAAAGUGGGAUUAGGAGCUAUGGGACUUUGAGCUUCAUGUACUCUAGAUACAAAGGAAUACAGAGAUGUUGACAGAUACUCUCCCUGGCAAGUGGGUCAUGUGGUGUUGCAGGAUAUAAAGCAAUCAACUGUACAAGAUGUAAUGGGGUCCUCACCAGCCAAAGAAACCCAGCAGCUUUUAUAUUAGCUAUUCCAUCAAUUGUUCCAAGUUUGGGGCUUGCUUCUUUGCCGAAGAAGGGGGAGAGAUAAAAUGCAAACUGAAGGGACAAUGUCUUACGGUCUCAACACCUACAGUGAAAGUUAGCAAGUGAGCUCAGUCCCAAGAUCAAACUGGCAAUUGGCUUAAGGCUAUCACACGCCUCUUUGAUACACAGCACAUUUCUCACACUAAGCAGGGCCAGAUCUUGUCACUGCUAGUCAGAGAAACCUAGAGUGAUGGAGCAAGUAGCUGUGGGUUUAAUCACCAGCGGAAGUUGUUCCUGCCGGGCUGGGACUGAGACUACUAGUACCUCCCAGAGGUAUAGUAAGAAAAGACACCGGUAGUGCAAGGAAUCUUUGGCGAAAGUAAUGUGUCACACACACCCAACAGCUGUUAUUAAUACUGUUUUAUCAACUAAACCCUUGCCGAACGCUACCCAACCGCUUUGCUAGAUUGGAGGUUUAUUAAUAGUAAGUGAAGAUGCUACUUUGGUUGCAGUACAGCCUUCGCAGAAUCAGGUGUCUGGCUGACAAUAAGCUGUUCUGCACCUACUUGUUUGUGCUGUCAGGUUACUGUCUCGGGCAUAACUAAAAUAACACAGCAAACUAUUCUUUGAUCUGUGCUCUUCUUCUACAAAGACAAGAGAGCACAGAAGACUGCACAUUGGGUGCAAUCUAGAAGCACCCAGGAGCGCAAGAAAUGUCAUAGAGCCCAUGUGCUCUCAUAAUACUAGAACUUCAGAGCAUUCCGUGAAGCUGAAUGUGGGAAGAUUCACAACAGACAAAAGAAAGUACUUCUUCACACACUACUAAACUUGGAAUCCACUCCCAUGAGAGGUAGCAAUGGCCACCAACUUGGAUGGCUUUAAAACAGGAUUAGACCAGUUCAUGGAAGAUGAUGGCUAUUAGCCACAGUAGCUAUGCUCUCUUGUCAUUGUUGGAGGCAAUGUGUCUCUGAAUACCAGUCAUCGGGAACGGAAGGAGGGGAAGCGUCUGUUGCACUCAGGUUCUUUAUCUGCUACUCUUAUCUGCUAUUCUAGGGUUGCCAUAUCUUGAAGAGCAAAAAAGAGGACAGCCAGAGCCACUGCCAGCCCAAGCCAAGGAAAAAGGGGUGUGUGCCUCUUUCCCAAGCUUGGGCUGGCAGCAGUUGUGGUGUGAAGAGCAGCCUGAGCCCAAACCCGAAAAACCCAGACAUUUCUUUUAAAAUUUAAAAAUCUGCCCAGAUUGGCAUGUUGGCUCCCCAAAAGAGGACAUGUCCUGGUUUUCCUGGGGAUAUGGCAACCCUAGCUAUUCUUUAUCUGCUAGUCUAACAAUAUACCAGUAAUCUGACUAUCACAAAUCCUUCCCACAUCCCAGCCUACAGCCUUCUUAGAAUGUUCUUUUUGCAGUUGUGUAAGGACGUGGUAUUUCUAGGAAUGAGUUGAAUUUAUCACGGUGAAACUACGUGAGUAAUACGGUCCAUGUGUGUAUUGUGGAGCAGACCUUGUAUGCUGCUUUGUGUGCGUGGCUGGCGAAGGCCUCUGAGAUUACGCAUGCAUAUUUGACACAUCCUUCUGUUUUGCAAAGCUGUGAGAUAGCUACGUGAAUCCCACUCUUCAGAGCUCCAACCCACAAAGAAAGAAACAGCACGCUAAACCAGCAAAUAUGAUAAAUGUUGUGUACUACUAUCAUCACACCUUAUAGAUGCUGCUCGUGGUUGGAGAAUUAACAGAACAACUCUGGUUUUAUGCAGUGUUGCAUUGCCAGUGUGCGUAAUUAAGCUUCUUGACAGGCAACCCCCCCCCCCCCCCGUUCAGUAAGUGGAAUGCUUAUUUCACAGCGCUGCUUUUGGAGCUGCUGUGAACUUUCAGGCAAAGAAAACCAUUGUGAAGGAAAUGCAGCUGUUUUAGCAGUAGGUGCAGGAAGUGUGCCUGGGGGUUGGCAAUGCAACGUUGUGUAGAGAUAACGCUGGCUCAAAGAAGCUCUUCUACCAAUGGCAGCAUGCAAAAGCUGCUGUAAAAUUCCUGUAAUGCACAAUAACUGUGCAUUUUCUAGCUUCACUUGUAAUUUGACUGUUGUGGCUAUGAGAAAUGAUCUCUGAUGGCUAGAAUGGUUAAAAAUGGGGGGGGGGGAGAGAGAGAUUGUCAUUAUACUUCUAUUCCAAAGGGAUAUUCAGAUGACAUAGGAACAGAGGAAGCUGCCUUCCUAGCCCAUCUAGCUCAGUUUUAUCUAUAUUGGCUGACAGUGGCUCUCGAGGGUCUCAGGCAGCAGGUAUCUUCCACACGUAUGUGGAGAUGCAAGGGAUUAAAACUGGGGCCUUCUACAUGCAAGGCAGGGCUCUACCACUACCCUACAGCCCUUCCUUCGGGCAGCUUCCUUCUUAGCUGGAAGCUGCAGCACACAACCAGCAAUGUGGUAUGUAUCCUGUGGAAAAUAUUGGCUUUAAUACCAAAUAAUAAUAACAUUGGGACAUAUCUGCCUCUUCUAAAAGCAGCAGGCCAACCAUCUAGUUGAUGUGAUCUGCUGUCACCCCACCCUGUUGUCCAUCAGGUCAGGUCAGACUGGGCUGGAGCAUCCUGUCUACUGGAAGGACUGGAGGUAACAAAAGUUCAUUCUUUACCACCACUAGUUUAAAGGUAAAGGUAAAGGGACCCCUGACCAUUAGGUCCAGUCGUGACUGACUCUGGGGUUGUGGUGCUCAUCUCGCUUUAUUGGCCGAGGGAGCUGGCGUUUGUCCGCAGACAGCUUCUGGGUCAUGUGGCCAGCAUGACUAAGCUGCUUCUGGCGAACCAGAGCAGCACACGGACACACCGUUUACCUUCCCGCCAGAGGGGUACCUAUUUAUCUACUUGCACUUUGAUGUGCUUUCGAGCUGCUAGGUUGGCAGGAGCUGGGACCGAACAACGGGAGCUCACCCCAUUGCGGGGAUUCGAACCGCCGACCUUCUGAUCGGCAAGUCCUAGGCUCUGUGGUUUAACCCACAGCGCCACCCGCGUCCCACACCACUAGUUUAGGCAUGCAUAUCCAUCAGUGGUUAACUGCAAUUUCAAGGAAUUGCUUUUUUCAAUGCACAAAUGGGCCAUCACAGAUAAAACACCAUAGAAGGAACUUCUGUAUUACGUAACAUCACCUCAAAAGCAAUGAUUUGUCAGUGGAGUCGAUUCACAUAUACAGCAGCCAGCCAGCCAUCAAGUGCUGGAUAUUCAUGUCUUAACCAGACCCCCCAGAAAGGCCCUGCUCUUUGAUCUUCUGUCUCCAAUUCCAUUCCUGUCCCUACUUAUAAAGAGCCAGAUUUGGAGAAAUUAAGUGUGGUCAGGCUAUGCAUUCCAAUGAAAGAAACAGGCUGUCUCUAUGGAAGUGAAUGACGCCUUAUUAAAUAUCAGGCCUGCGGAAUGGAGAUGAACAUUUAUUACUUUGGGGGCAAAUAAAUACAACCAAUUCAGAUUAAUACAAAUGAAACAGUAGCCUCCCCUGGAGCAUUAACAUGAUGGGCUUGUUUUUAUUACUAGUCCUUUUAUUCCCUUCCCCAGCAGCCUCUAAAAGCAGGGAGGGGGGAAAAAAACACUUUGAAGGAAAAAAGCUGUUCCUGCAUUUUCUGCCUGGCGACAUGGCUAUUUCUGCAUUGUCACAAAAAACAAGCACUUGCCUUAAAAGAAAAUGGUGGUGGGGAGAAUGCCGAAUGAUUAGUUACUGUUAAUUAAGGAAUUAAAAGGCUUUGUUGUUGCAUUUUUCAGACAUGGAUAA